GUUCUUUUCCGUCCACGCUGCCGCCAUUUUGGUCACGUGAGCGGAACUGCCUCCUCCUCGGCAGCAACGGUACCCUAGCAACCGUUACCAAGGGCCCCGGCACGAAGAGGCGGGGAAGAGAUGGCCAAUUAGAGGGGGCGUUUCGGGCGAAGGGUUGAGGUAAGGUGGGGGAAACCUGGGGGUGUUUGGGGGAGAAAAGAGCGGUGUGGGGAAAGGCUGGCUAAUCCCUUUGGAGAAGGGCGGUGAGGGAGGGGGAAGGACCCGGAGGAAACGAGGCAAGGGUUACCAUGGCAACACCUGCUUGCCCCAGUUUAGAGGAAAGGGGCGACUUGGGGGAAUCGCUCUGGCAUCUGGCGGUGCGAAUCUCCCCCUUAAGGAAGGGGAGGGGGCGCGGCUCCUGCCUCUGGUAGUAGGAGGGGCCCCAGGAGGUGGGAUCUGUUACCGUUUUACUCCCUUUUGAAAGCUCAGUACUGUAGAAGCAAACGUGGAGAGACGGAGCUUGCAACCAACACUUUGACAAGAAAGGGAGAGGAAGAGAGGUCUGCAUAACAAACAGGCUGCCGCAGAGUUGGGCCUUUCCCCCGUGGGUGGGUGAAGGGGUCUCCCUUCAACGUGAAUGUGAAUUUUCCCUUGGUAUAGUAGGCUGAUUUCCAUGUGUGUGCACCACUCUCAAAGUGGUGAAGUGGCUUCACCAGUGUUCAUGGGCACAUCCCAGCCAGAAUGUGAGGGGCAGGCCCUCCAGAGAAGGGGGUUUGGUGUGGGGAAGAGUCUCCGGGCCAGGAGUGCUAAAAGUGGGAAGAAUGUGUUUUUUUUAUUGCAUUUGCAUCAGGGCAGUUUUUUGUUCAACUUGCUCUCUAGAGGUAGACUGCUGCAACACACAAAUAUUUCAUCUGUCAAACCUACAAUAGCAGCAGAAUGCAACACCCCCACAACCACCCGUCUGAGAUUUUAAUUUUUUAAAAAAUGUUUUUGCAGUGAUUUUUUUGACUCAUGUUUCAUGAUGCUGCUUCGUCUCUUCUGCAGAUACCUUCUAGAAUGCCAUUAUGAGUGACCAGCUAAAAUUUAUUGUUGAGAAGCUCAACAAGGAGCCCUUUAAGAAGAACUUCAAUUUAAUCACAUUUGACUCAUUGGAGUCAAUGCAGCUGUUACAGCUGCUAAAUGAUGUUCUGGGAGAGAUUGACCCAAAGGUAAGGAUGGAAAAUUAAGAUGUUGAACUACAGGUGUCAAGAAACUUGCUGAUUAUUAAUUUGUCUCAAAGGUUUAUAUCCCGCCUUUAUAUCAAACGAUCCUCAAGGUGGCUUACAGUAAAUUAUAAUAGUACAUGUAUCUUAAGUUGCCAGGCUGGUGGAAGGGGCCAGACAAAGUGUGUUUCCCAUUGGCUCUGCGAUUCCAAGGCAGUUCUUUCUCACAAGGAUGGGGUAGCAAACUAUCUGCAGCUGCUAAUUCUCUCGCCCAUGCAAUGGAUGGCACUAAGUUAUUGAACCUAACUUAGUCAUCUUCAUUAAUUUCAAUGGGUUUACUCAAUGGGUUUACUCAACCAAGUGUAAAACUUGGUUGAAUACUACCCCAGAUUCAGAACAAACCAGGAGCUUAAACCAACUUCAGACUGUGGUUUAAGAUCAUGACCUAUUCUGAACCUGCUUUCCAAUAAUGGGAAGCUACAGUUAACUGAAGACUUCCUGGCUUACUGUAGCACACCAAGAAGGGAAAAGCGAAGGGGCACUUUUCCUGUUUCAGCUUAUUAAACAGAUUUGAUUGCCAAUAGCAUGUUUAUUCCAGCAUUCUUUUCUCUUAGUGGCAAACAGAUUCCUAUAGAAAGCCCCCAAACAGAACUUGGGUGCACUAGCCGUUUCUCUCUUGUGUUCUCCUACAACUGAUACUUGGAGGCACACCACCUCUGAUACUAGAAGUAAUAUAGGUAUCAUUAUACCUUUAUCCUCCAUGAAUUUGCCUAAUCCCCUUGAAGAGGCCUCCAGGUUGGUGGCCAUCUUGUUGCUGGGUAUGGUGCUCUGAUUUGACCUGCCUUCUGUUACUAGGCGUGACUGACCAGUCCCCCAUGAUAUCACCACGAUCCCCCAAUAACUUCCAGAACAAAAUUGCAUUGAAGUGCUUACCUUUUUAAAACGUAUGCAGCCACAAAUUAAUGGAUAAACACUCUGGGCACUUAAAAAAUGAAAAGGUCAGAGCCAGCCUGCCUGCCUGAAACUUGGGGAGGGGGAAUUGAGUUGCAAAGGUUCAUGGCAUGGAAGAUGAUAGUGGCCUGGAUGAAACCUGCCUAGUUAUAUGUGCAACACCUCACUUAGGAGUUUCAACAGUGCACUAAUCAUUAAUUAAAAUCCAUUCUUCUUUGCUUUACUUGUGAAAUGAAGCUUGUCUUGUUUAUUAUGCCUUGGUUAUUUUAAAAAUUUUCAGCAAGUUGUUGACAUUAGAGAAGAGCUUCCAGAGCAGACUGCUAAACGGAUGUUGAGCCUUCUUGGCAUUCUUAAAUAUAAACCUCCAGGAGGCACCAGUGACUUGUAAGUAUUUAUGUCCUGUUGAUAGUUGUACAGUACAGCCACUGUUGAAGCUAUCUGAACCUGUAAAAAGACAUAGAAGUAACAUAUAAUCAAUUCAUCUUGUCACUUACGGGAGCAUCCUAUUGUUAACCUAGAUGUCAUGCCUUAUAGCUUUGACUUGUUUGCCUAUUUGUACUAAAUUUAUUUCUUACCAUCCAAUCCUUGAGACAUCUCCACUUUAAGAGUGAAUGUGUUUCAGGGAGCACUUUCAAUUUCUUAGAAGUUAGGUAUAAAGUUGAAUUUAGAAUAGUCCACACUGAAUGUGGAGUCCCUGAAGGUGUGCUUUCUGUUAACCUUCCAGAGGCUGCAAGCUUAUACACAUCUAUGAGAAAAUAUGUCUAUUUGCCUUUCAAAUAUUUAUGUUGUGUUGUAACUUGCUCUUUGUUGCUGUAUGCCAUGUUUAUUCAGUAGUCUUUUCCUGACACUGGGCACUAGAGGGUGCUAUUGCAUUAAUGUUUAUUGUGUGUCACGUCCCCUAUCCUGUAGGUUUACAUUCUAAAAUAGAAAAUGCAGAUUCAAAUGAGCAAGGAAAAUAUAGUGCUCCCUAGUAUAAUCUUACUAAAUGCCAGCUUGCAUUUAUAUGUGGGACAAACGGCUUGCCUUUGGCAGCCAGUCAGAUGAUGGAUCUGGUGCAGAGGCCUUCUUUUCACAUUUGUAUGAUUCCAGGGGAACGACAAUAUCAGACUCAUUCAUGGUGUGGCCAUUUGAUACAAAAAAGCAGGUCCCAACACUCAUGGGUGCGACUACGAUGCAUUUAGAUUACAAUUUGGUGGCUGCCGCUCAGAGCUUGAUUGUCUGUGUCCCAUGACAGGCAAAGGUGAUGGAGGAGGAUAGGGCUUUGAGAAGGGGGCAGUAAGGACUAAACACUGGUAGCACAGAAACAAAGCUACUUUGCAGGAAAUGUAGAAUUUUUUCAGAGAAGGUGGGUGGUGGCUGAGGUGAUGUGCGUGUGACUUUGUGUGGAAUGGACUAAGAUGGGAGAAGUAAUCAAGGCAGAAAUGGACUUGGGAUAGGGUCAGAUGCAAGCUGGGCCAAAUUAAUAGGGGCCUAGAAGAGGCCAGACGGAAGAGUUGGAAAGGCUUGACCUCAAGUGGCCUGCAGUUUCCCUGAACAUGCCGCAGACCAACCCAUAAUACUUACUCUUUACUACAUGUUCUUAUGCACCUAUUUCCUUAUUAUCCAUUUUAUUUUUAUCCUGCUUUUAUGAAAUUGCUCUUUCUAGUUUGUGUGUGUGUGUGUGUGUUUUAUUUUUACUUAAGCUGCCCUGCUAAUGGAUUGGAGAGCAAAAUAUAAAAUUUAAUAAAUGAAUCCUUCCCUGGUAUUCUUCUUUCCUUUUCACGGUUUAAUAAAAUUUGAAAAUCUGCAAAUUUUGAAAUCUAUAAACUAAAAAGUUUAUCGUUCUGGUUAAGAAAAUUUGUGGAGGUUUGUUCUUACCACUGUUGUGUAAUUGCAGAUUUUAUUUGAGCAGUACUAAAGGUAAAGGUAAAGGAGCAGUACUAUAGUAGGUUAGAAUCCCACGUCUAAGCAUUUUACUCUGAAUUAAGUCUUGCGAUGGUCAGUGGUGCAUGCUUCCAAGAGCUUGCAUUGAAGGUAGUUUGGAACUUACAGUUACUGCAGAGUGCUGCUACUUGGUUGCAGAGUGAUAUGCCAAUUCAGAGUUUUGUUCUGCCCUGGCUGAGUUAUUAACUCCUGGGCCCAGUUUAAGGUCUUGUCAUUGACUUAUAAAACGCUAAUGGCUCAGGGCCCGUAUACUUGACGGAGCACCUCUUAUGUUGAUGGACAAUGCCCAAGGAACAGGGUAAAGGACCCCUGGACGGUCCAGUCGAAUUCGACUAUGUGGUACAGUGUUCAUCUUCUCAAAGUUUGCUUUGUAGGUCCUGUGGCCAGUAUGACUAAACCACUUCUGGUGCACAGAACACCAUGACAAGUGCCAGAACGCAUGGAAACGCUAUUUACCUUCCUGCCACAGCGGUACCUAUGCAUCUACUCACACUGGUAUGCUAGGUUGCCAGGAGCUAGGACAGAGCAAAGGGAGCUCACCCCGUUGUACAGAUUCAAACUGCCAACCUUAAGAUUGGCAAGCCAACGAGGCUUGGUGGUGCCACCCACAGUGCCACCCACAUCCCAGCCCAAGGAACAGUGACCUUGUAAAGGUGUCCUCUCACCCUUUCUCUGGAGGUUCCUAAGUCUUCAUAAUUGCUUCAGUUUCUCCAAUUCUUGAAUGAGAUUUUUUUUUUGCUUGAGGAUUGUUUAGCUGGAUUUGAUCUCAUAAGUACAGUCUACAGAAAUUUUAACUUCCUGCUGUUGUAAGGUUUUCAGUGAUUUUAUGGUUUUAUUUUGCUGUUAUAUACUUUGCGUUUCAUGUUAUAUACUUUUGGUUUGUUGUAUAUUUUAAAUGUGAACUACUUUGUGAUUCCAAAUAAAUAGUAGUACAGUCGUACCUAGUCUCUCGAACGGAAUCCGUUCCGGAAGUCCGUUUGACUUCCGAAAACGUUUGUAAACCAAGGUGCGGCUUCCGAAUGGCUGCAGGAACUUCCUGCACUCAAUCGGAAGCUGUGGAAACCACGUUGGAUGUUUGGGUUCCAAAGCACUUUCGCAAACUGGAACACUCACUUCUGGGUUUGAGGCAUUCGGAAGCCAAAACAUUUGAGUCGCAAGGCGAACCAAUGUACGACUGUAUAUAAAUUGAUUUGAACAAACAAACAAACAAAUGUGUUUUAGGAUUGCAGUCAGGCAUAAUUUCUCAAAUUUCUGAUUAAUGAGGCACACUCCUUUUCUGAAUUAAAAACAGGGCUACCCUAAACACUUAUACCUGUUAACAGUGCUGGAGCACGUUAGUUGCAUGCAGAAGAUCUUAGGUUCAGCUCCUGGUAUCAUCAGGUAGCAUGAGGAAAAUUCUCAGGGAUGAUUCACACCCUGGCCGGCACUUUCUUGAUCUCCUGCCCUCAGGCAGAAGGUAUAGCAGCAUGAUUAGUCACACCAACAGGGUAAAUAACAGCUUCUAUCCGUGGGCUGUUAGGCUGCUGAAUGAAAAGAUAACAACAGGGCAACUGACUUUCGGGUUUGGUGGGUGUGCGUCAGUAAACUAGGGGAAUUAAGACUAAGAGAGCUGAGUGGGGGGUGCUCGUGUAAUCUCACUGUAUACAAGUUGUGCAAGUGACAAUAAAGUAUUUCAAUUUCAGUUUCAAUCUUCUCCUGAGAAAGCCACUGCCUGUUAGAAUAGACAGUACUGGGCAAGGUGGAUGAAUAACAGGGCCUAAUGUAAGAUAGCUUCCUAUGUGCUCUCAUAGAGAAAGGCCACACUUCUGUGUGUCUGCUGAGUCACUGCUUUAGCAUGACUCUUUAAUGGAAGGAGGCCAGCCCAGAGCAGCAACUUGUGCAGAGAGGCAUCAGCUUGCUUUAAAGGCAGAAAAUUCUAUUGCAUCUUUGCUCUCACAGUGAUUGAAUUAUCCAGAGCAGUGACUCAUGCAGAGACACAGCAGGCAGCCACAACCAUGGGCCUGUAUUUCAAGGAUGACUAGAGUUCAGGCUUGUUGGAUCUAUUUUGUCUUUUACUGGAAGCCUAAGAUCUAGCAACUACUAGAGUCAGGUGGGAAAGAUUCACAGUUAGUACUGAAGAACUGGCUUCUUCUGAGCACAUUCUGAGCUUAGGAACAUGUUUUCAGUACCAGAACUGAGUUCAUGCUCCUUUCACACAAAAGCACACUUCUGGCUAUCCCAAGCUUUCUUAAUUCAAGCAAUAUAAUUUAGGGCAGUGGGGUGAGUCAUUUUGCGCUGCUUUGUUAAAUUAUUGGCAUGAGUUUCUGACUCCCAAUCUGUUGCAAAUUGCUCUGAGAUCUAGCAGAUGAUCACAUUAUGCCUUCUGGUGUACUUGGGACUUGGGCCUUUUUUUGUUUCCCUCACAGCUUGGGAAUGAUUCAGUUAAGAGAAAGAUCUGUGAUCUACAUUGUCCCUUGACUAUGCAGGGUACUCAGUGGCUGUAGGGAAACCACUGUCUUUCAGCUUAUCUCUCACAAACACAGUCUUUAAAUUGAAUGUCAGGAGCCACAGCGCUCUGGUGACUCUGUUGCAUGCCUGGCAAAAGUAAACACAGCUGGUCUGGAAGUGACGUGGUACCCACGUCCAUUCACAGCUGGGUUCAAAAGCUCCAGUCGAGAUGAGGGGCUGGGGAGAAGUGACAUCAGCCAUGUAAAAGGCCCACAGAGGUAAGCACUGUCCUCCAAAUGCUUGUUUUGACCUUCUGACGUCUUAAAUGAUUGGGGGGCAGAAUACCUGAAGUACCCACCUGCUUUCUUAGGUAAACAAAUGAGGAACUGUUUUAUAUCCCCCUCCCCAAUCACUUAGGCAAGAUAGGUGAGCAUAUGACUCAGGGUCUUUUGGGUUAUGGUGACAAGACUGUGGAGCAACCUCCUUGGUCAAUUUUUGCCUUUCGGUUGCAGCUGUGGAAUAUUAUCACAUUGACGCUGCUAUUUUUUAAUGUGGUUUAUCUUUUGGGGGGGCAGGAUUCUUUUGUUUCCAGUGCUGUUGCUGUUUUUUAUUUGCCUAUAUUUGCAGGUUGUAAAAUGCUUUGAACAUUAUAAAAAGAGCCAAGUAAAUGUUUAGUAUUAAUUCUUCAUCUUCUACUAAGCACUCAAGGGUGGGGUGGGGGGCUGCUGCUUAUGUUUGCUUCAGACUUCUUUUCUCUCAGUAGAGCUUGAUGUCACUGUUAUUGUUAUUAUUCAGGAGUACGUUCCGCCAGGGUUUAGUCAUUGGAAGUAAGCCUGUCAUUCAUCCUGUCUUGCACUGGCUGCUUCAACGGACAAAUGAGCUGAAGAAAAGAGCCUAUCUUGCACGGUUCCUAAUCAAAGUAGACGUGCCAGCAGAGUUCCUUCAAGAUGAUGCUGUGUCAGAUACCAAUAGACAGGUAGCAUUUGCAACACAUUUCUUAUCCAGAUUGUAUUUCUGUAGUAAUGUUGGUUAAAACCGUGGCAGGUUUCCUUGAAUGGGUAUAAACCUUAUAUGCACUGGGAGAAUCAUGCAAAAAGCAUAUUAAUGAAAGCCUUUAAGGCUGGUCAAAUACAGAAAGCCAGGAUAACCUGUAUAUAAUCUGGAAUUGUUUAAUUAUGAAGUGCUCAAAGGCAUCUGCUUAGAUGAGAGAGCAGCUAGUAAGCCUCUCUCAUGGGAUGCUGCCUUCCAUCCCCAAAUGCUACAUGAUGCAUUUGCUGCUCUCAAGAGGGGUCAGUGAGCUUUGGUUGUCCCCAGAUCACGGAAGCUUCACCUGUAUAGUGUGUUGGUGGGUAGAAAGUUUGGAAAAUGGCAGGAGAAAUAGUGUAUGGCUUUGGUGUUUCCUCAAGUGUGUGCGCAUACCAGGUAAAGCAGGAAAAAUUGCUCUUGCCUUGCAUGGAAGUUAAAGCAAACAUUUUCCCCACAUUGAUAAUAUCCGAUUGUAAAAUUAAAACUAAACAAACACUGCCUUUAGAGCAGGGAAUGCAGCUUGUAUAUUUAUUCAGUGUGUGCCACUCCUAAUUUGUAUAAAGAUAUAGCUCCACAGUUUCCAUUAUGUAAAAUGUUUCCAAUAAUCCACUGGCUUCUCCAAAAUAGAAACUAUAAUAAUACACCACACUUAAAACAAUAUGUGAGGGUUUUUUAAACGCUGCUAAAAAUGAAGAGAUUUUGCUGAUAAUAUUUGGUUAUUUAUUUGUGUAAUAUUUUAUGUUAUGACCUGAGAUAAAUUAUUUAAGCUACGUAUCAUUACAAAUUUUGUGUGUGUGUCUUCAUUUUCUGCUAGAGUUUCUUACAUACAGAACAAACAUGGCUUCACACAAUUUCUAGGCCCAGAAUUAAGCUACAUUAAUUCUGAUGGUUAUGACCUGCCCACUGGUCUGCUCACCUGAAGUUAGAGGAAGGACCUUUUGAUCACUGUGAAUGUACAUUAUUUCAUUUUUUCAGUAAAAGCUCAGUCUAGGGAAUCUGCCCAGGGGCACCAAUGAGAACCUUAGCAGGCCCUGGGUUAGCAACUCCUGUUAUAAUUUAAUGAACUCUUGACACUGCACUGUUAACAUCAAUCCUUAGUCUUCCUAGAAAGAAUUUUAUGGGGCAAAAUGUGCAGUUACCUUCUAGGAGAUUUCUGUGAAUGAACGUGUGAUGUGGUCACCUUGUGUAUUUUUCCUGGUACUGAGGAACGCUCCCUGUUGUUAUUAGACAGCAACAUUAUCAGAGACUAUGUCUGUAUAAUCAGUAUUGUGUGAUUUCCACAAUCAGGACAUAGCGGACUUCUGUUGUUCAGAGCAGUUGUCCCUCUAAUUUUGUGUUAUACCAUGUUCUCCCUAGUAUUCUCUCAAAACUGAAUGUGUGUCCACUGAUGUGUGUGUGUCAGCUUAGCAAACCCUGAGUCAUAUCAUUUGUUUUAGAAGUUUACUCUUUUUGCAGUAUGAAGAGCUGAUGGAAGCAUUCAAAAACCUACAUAAAGAAUGUGAACAGCUGAAGACAUCUGGUUUCUCAACUGCAGAAAUACGAAGGGUAACAAAGAGGGAGACAUUGCAGAUACUGUAUAUUUUUAGCUGUGCUUUUGAUUUUUAGAUCAACUAUUGUAGCAGCCACUAUUUUGAUUAAAUUGAUUGUACUGAUCUUUUAGCAUGGCACCCUGUGCUUUGGAAUUCCCUGUUUGUUACCAUUAGGCAGACACACUCACUAUAUUAUUUAAACACCUGAUGAAAACUUUUUUUGUUUCAAAAGCCUAUCCAGACACAUAACUUAGCCUUUGUUUUUGAAUUUUGUUGAUUUUAUCUGGGUAUUAUUGACAAUUCUUUUGAUUAAAUGGCCUAUUAUACAUUUUCUAAAUAAAAUUAAUGCAUAAUUUAGCCUUGCAAGUAUGUCUACAAAUGUUGCUACCUGCAGAAGAGGGUGACUGAUUUUUUCUUCUUCUUGACUAUUUUGUGGCUGUCUCUCAAAGCAGGUAAAAAUAAUGAUGAUGAUAAUAAUAAUAAUAAUAAUAAUAUUUUAUUUAUACCCCGCCCUCCCCAGCCAAGGCCGGGCUCAGAGCGGCUUACAAGCAAUAAUAAAAACAAGAAGAAUGAUUACAACUUAAAAACAAAAAUAAAAUACAACAUUAAAAUAAUGGAACAUUAAAAUAUUAAAAUGUAGCCUCAUUGCAGGAGGAGAAGGAAAGGAAAAAAGAAAGAGAGGGAGGGAGGGAAUCAAAUUGGCUCCAAGCCAAAGGCCAGGUGGAACAACUCUGUCUUACAAGCCCUGCGGAAAGAAAUCAGAUCCUGCAGGGCCCUGGUCUCAUGAGGCAGAGCGUUCCACCAGGCCGGAGCCAGAGUUGAAAAGGCCCUGGCUCUGGUUGAAGCCAAUCUAACUUCCUUAGGGCCUGGGACCACUAGGGUGUUGUUAUUUAUGGACCUUGAGGCUCUCCGUGGGGCAUACCAGGAGAGGCGGUCCCGUAGGUACGAGGGUCCUAGGCCGUGAAGGGCUUUAAAGGUCAAAAGCAGCACCUUAAAUCUGACCCUGUACUCCACCGGGAGCCAGUGCAGCUUGAAAAGCACUGGGUAAAUAUGCUCCCAUGGCAAAGACCCCGUGAGGAGCCUCGCUGCAGCAUUCUGUACUCGCUGGAGUUUCUGGGACAGCUUCAAGGGCAGCCCCGCGUAGAGCGAAUUACAGUAGUCAAGCCUGGAGAUGACCGUCGCAUGGAUCACUGUGGCCAGGUCGGGGCGGGAAAGGUAAGGGACCAACUGCUUGAUGCGGCGAAGGUGGAAAAAUGUCGCCUUGGCUGUUGCUGUAACUUGCGCCUCCAUGGAAAGGGAGGCGUCAAGGAUUACACCCAAACUCUUAACGGAAGGCAAUGGCACUAAUUGGGCCCCCGCAAGAGAAGGGAGUUGGUCCCUCAUCCCCAUGCCAUCCCGACCUAGCCAUAGGACCUCUGUCUUCGAAGGAUUUAGUUUCAAUCGGCUCCCACGAAACCAUCCAGCCACAGCUUCCAAGCAUCUGGUCAGUGUGUUCGGGGCCGAGUCGGUGUGGCCAUCCAUCAGCAGAUAGAGCUGAGUGUCAUCAGCAUAUUGGUGACAGCCCAGCCCAAAGCUCCGGAUAAUCUGGGCAAGGGGCGCAUAAAGAUGUUAAAAGCAUCGGGGAGAGAAUUGCGCCCUGCGGCACUCCACACACCAAGGAGUGGCGCGACGACAUUUCCCCCCUAGUGCCACCCUCUGUCCCCGACCAGAGAUAAAAGAGCACAACCAGUUACGGGCUAUGCCCUGUAUCCCCAUGUCUGCGAGGCGGUGGUCCAGAAGAUCAUGAUCGACCAUGUCAAAGGCUGCUGACAAAUCUAAAAGGAUCAGCAGUCCUGACCCGCCUCGAUCCAGUUGUCUACGGAUAUCAUCUGUUAGGGCAACCAGAGCCGUCUCCGUCCCAAAACCAGGACGGAAACCGGACUGAAAUGGAUCUAAUGCCGAUGUUUCCUCCAGAAACCUACCAAGCUGUUCAGCAACUGCUCUCUCAAUUACCUUACCCAGGUAUGGAAGAUUUGAAACUGGGCGGUAAUUGGAUAGGUCUAAGGGAUCUAAUGAAGUUUUCUUUAAGAGUGAGACUCAGUAAAAUAUAACUGAUACAGCAGUUGUCACUUGUCUUUCUCCCAUUAGGGCUUACUACUAAGAGCAUUUCUUAAGUCUUCCCUGUCACAGGUAGCUCAUUCAAAAGUUUCAGCUACUUUUCACGUAAACUGCUAACCUAGCCUCGUCUAACCCCCUGUAAAUGCUCUUGAAAAACAUCAUUUGAAAGGCAAUAUAUACAUUGAUUAAUAAAUAAAAUGUAGUUAACCAGAAAAACAUCCAAAGGGACAUAGUCACCUUAUGUUCAAAGCAAAUUUUAUUUCUAGCCCAUCUGCCCACUCAUAACUUUGUCACUUUAUCUGCCCCAAAAGACAUUGUUGUUUUUUUAAGGGUAUUGAGAUUCUAUGUGUUGAAUGACUUGAGGCAGUUUGAUCUUUUUUCUUCUUUGAAGCACUAACAAAUUCUAUAGGAUCUGAAGAGUACCUCUUUGAAUAUGUUGAUUUGACUUUGAUUAACCUGUACAAAACUAAGAGGUAAUAUAAUUAAAAUCCUGAGCAUAAGUGAUUCAGUUACAUGAAUAUUAUGAUAGAGUCUUCUCUUAGUUCCAGGCGUGUAGAAAAAUAACUGAUUCUGGUGUGUGUCAUAUUUUUUCUGUGUUGACGCUUUCUAGGAUAUCACUGCUAUGGAAGAGGAGAAGGAUCAGCUGAUGAAGAGAGUAGAGCGUCUUAAGAAGCGGGUAAGUGAGAGAAGCAAAGCUGUGGCAUUUGGAUGUCAUCAUCCUUGGCUUGCAAGUUGGACUGGGGAAUGCAAACAAGGAUUAAGACUAACAUGUCUUAAGCACGCCUUGGGAAGGAAUCAAAUGGCUAACCGGAGGAAAGAGAAUCUUCCCCUCAGGCAGCAGUCCAAAACAUUUAAAGGCCUUGCUUGAGUCCAACACUUAAGUGUGAGCUCCAAGAAGUGUUGCGUAUGGGGAGGAAGUGUGGUGUGAAUCUGUGAGACACCUGAUCACCCUAAUUGAUUUCUCAGCUAUGUAGCAGUUAACUUGCUUUGCUUAUCCUUUUACCGUAGGUGGAGACAGUGCAGAAUCAUCAGCGGAUGCUUGAAAUGGCAAGGCAGCUCCGAGUGGAGAAGGAGAGGGAGGAAUCUCUCUCCCAGCAGAAGCAAGAACAGAAAAAUCAGGUAUCUGUGCAAAAGCAUGCCACUUAAAUUAAGGGUGUUUUUCCCAAUAAAAUAAAACCUAACUAAUUUUUGUAAAUAAAAUUGCAUUUGGCUUUUUUAAAAAAAAUGCCAGUAUUGUCAUUGGAUGAUGACACUCCUCGUUUACAGAAGUUUAAAAUCUAGUCUUGGUAUGAAUUUCUAUUUAGAUUAUGGAUAAAUUGGGGGUGUCAUGGCUGUAAAUCCAUGUAUGCUUCUGGAUACCAGAUGCUGGGGACAAAAAUCAGGGAAGGUUAUUGCUUUGAUGUCACUGCUUGUGAACUUCCAGAGGUAUCUAGCUGGUCAUAGUUUGAAAACAGAAUUCUGGGCUAGAUGGACAAGUUUCUAAAAUGGUCUUCAAAAUUUAACUCUUUGGUGCAGUGACAAUUGGAAUGUGAUACAUUCAUCUGAUGGUGGUGUGGUCAUCUGUUGGCCUUUCCAAUAGACAUUUCUGCAUGAUUGGCCAAUGUGGGCCAAAGGUUUACCAGGUCCACCAAGCAAUUCCUGCUCUUGGUUUGCUCAAUGGUACAGCUGGUUGUAGCACUGUCUUGCCAGAUCUGCCAUCAUAAUGCUUUCUAAUUACUUCCUUUUAAAGACUGAGGGAAGGAGUAUAUUGUGUGCAUUCCCAGCCUAUUCAGUAGGGUUUGCAUAGAUGUUUCCUCCCUUUUUGCAAAUUGCUAUUGUGUAUUUUUGUGUACGUUUCCAAAGAUUAAGCUUAUUAAUAGACCUGUGCAUAUUUUCUAAGCUUUUUCAUGCAGAGCAGAGGCUGCAAAGAGUCCAACUCCAGCUAAAGGAUAUGCGUCAUGCAGCAGUGGAUUCAAAGCCAGAAAGUAAGUAGGAGUUCUAAAAUGUUUUUCCCCCUCCUUGUCUACUGCCAAAAACCUAGGAUGGACUUUUUAAAAGUCAAGAAAGAUAAAAUUUAUACCCUCCUGAGUUUACAUUUUCAUAUUAAAGGUUUGGCUUGAUGUAAGUGUACAGAUUUUUGAAGAUCUGAAUAUUGCAGAUAAGAUCUGAACAUGACUAUAUUCAUGACUGAUGAGCUUUUCAUUGCUGCUGCUGCUGCUGCUAAUAAUUUUAUACUAACCUUUUGAUCCUCACUUUAUAAAUGAAGCCAAAAUGUGGGCAACUAUAUCUGUUGCCCUGUUCAGGGAAGUUUUUAAUGUGUGACAUUUUAAUGUAUUUUUAAUCUUUGUUGGAAGCCGCCCAGAGUGGCUGGGGAGACCCAGCCAGAUGGGCGGGGUACUACUACUACUACUACUACUAAUAAUAAUAAUAAUAAAUAUGUUGGCUCUGGUCUCUUCUUUGAUGUAAGGACCUGUCUUUCCAGAGUGGCAAAACCAUAGUAGUGCCAUGUACUUUGAUGGCUCUGCUAUAGAGGGAGGGAUGGGACAACAGGGGCCUCUCCAUUGGCUCUGCUCAGAGUCAACUGCCUCUUGAUUCCUCCCCUACCCAAACUGUUUCUGUUUAAGUCAGUCAUUAAUAAGGACUUUGUAAUUUUAAGGAUCAGUGCAUGAGAUUGCUUGUUUUUCCUCCUCCGUCCCCAUACAUUUUCCCUUUUAUGUCAUGUGUUUUAAAAUGUUAACUUGUGGGCUGUAACUUUCUUGUAUCUAUUAUUGUUUUAAUUGCUCUUAUGUAAGUUGCUCUGGGAACAUUUUCAAUGGAGGGGCAGUGGAAUACUUCCAGUAAAAUAAAUAACUGAAUUGUAAUAAGCAGCUAGAAAAUACCAGAUAUAGUCUCUGGCAUUAUAAGGGAUGGUGAGACUUUUGUAUUUCUGUAUACACUUAUCUUCUGUUAACUCCCAGAAGCAUAGCUGUCAACCUUCCCUUUUUUUUUGCGGGAAAUUCCCUUAUUUCAGCACUGUUUCCCGCUGCUUCCCACUGCUCUCCCGGAUUGUUAGAUAUCCCGUAGACUGUCCCCGGGAUAGGUGAGGCUGCUGAUCCCUUAUUUUCAAAUCUGAAAGUUGACAGCUAUGCCCAGAAGGACCCUAUUCUGUAAUAAUACAAUGCACUGGUGCCUUGUAGAGCCACUGUGAAGCACUGAAGAAGAUGUAAUGGAGCCAGAACUUCCCACUAUUUCUCCUGGCCAACAAGGCCCUUGAGGUGUAGGGAGGCCAGUGUAAGAGAAUACAUUUGGUUUUUUGAAUGAGUGGGUGCCAAAGUGUAUUGUGCAGGAUACAAUUUCUGUUUAAGGCUAGUUGGUCCUGCAGGUAGGACUUCAGUUUCAAUCAAUAAGCCCUCUUUGACCACAGCUAUAACAGACUGCCUGCUUAUCCUUAUCAAUGUCUGUCUGAGAGUUGAAGAUUUAAUAUUUUCAUCCUCAACUAAUUCUGCUCACUUUCCCUCUUCUCUAUCGGAUUAUGGUAUUUUUUUAUGCAGGAGCAAGAGGAGGACACUUUGUUUGCUCUUGACUGAGCACUCACAUUAAAAUGCCAUGUAAAUUCCUAGCCAGUACCACUUUGAUCACAUUUUUGCUGUUUCAUAGUAAGCGAGAGAGAGGUUUAUUUUAAGGAAAAGCUUUAAGUCCUAGUUUUCAGGCACUCCUCCUGAUGACAUCAGUGUGCAAUUAAUAAGAGAAGCCUAAAGCCCUGCCAGAACAUUUUGCCAUUAAGAGUUAUUAGUAGCUUUAAAAAAACAAAAAACAAAACCCAACAACUUCAAGCUGAAAGAUGACGUAUUGUACGAUUUUAAAAGUUAAGUACUGAGUGCCAUCUGCUCCUCCUCGGUUUAUAUGAGGCCUGCCAUCCUCUGCAUAGUUUCUCAACUGUAAGUUGUGCUGAGAUAAAUGGGUCUUUCCUGCAAGUAAUUGAUGAUAAAAAUGCACUGUCAUUAAGUUGAAUACCAGUUGGUUAUGAUCCACCUAAAGUUAAGCCUUUUAAGCUGUCAUUGACUUCUGAAUGCUGUGAGGUGGUUUCUGGUUAGUGUGACUGGCCUGCUGUCGAGGCCUUGAUCUCACAGUGGAGUGGUGAGAGAGAACGAGCCACACACAUGACUGCUCUUAAAUGAUUGCUGCCAGGCAUUGUGGAGUCCAAAUGGCAAUCUUGUUUUUCUGGGAGAGCUCCGGGCAAUGAAACAGGCAGGAGGACAGCUGGAGUAAAACCUGGUGUAAGUCUCAGGGUAGCAACAACUGAACACAAGUGAGAACACGACCAUAUAGUGUUGAUGGCAGCAAAGACAACUUACUUCUUGGUCAUUGAAGAAGUGUAGCAUGCAGGAAAGGGUCAACUCCUCAUGGAGGUAUAGUCGGCACUGACUGAUAGAUCAGGUAGUGGUGGCCAGGUGAAAGGGGAGGGAAUCUCCCACCAAUUGUCAGCCUUGACUCUACCUCUAGUGAGACUUGGAAUCCCACCUUUGCCUCCUGGCAUGCAGUUCUGCCUAAGUUCCAUUUGAAAUUAAAGACCUUUCAGUGCAUUUCAUACAUUUUGGAUUGCCCCCCCGAGCUAUGUUGUUACUCCUUUACUGCUAACUUAGUGACGUGCUGUUGUUGGCAGUAGGGUUUGCGCACAAAUUAAAAACACUUCUAGACUCUGAAUCUCAGAAGACAAGUGUGUCUUGAGCUCUGCUGCUUGCAAUUUUGUUUGAAGAUAUGCAUUUAGCCCGUGUAUUGGGAAAGCCGCUGAAAUUUCUAGCUGGGGCAAGUUGAUUAGUCAGGUCUAGUCAGGUAAGUUUUCUAUUUCCCCAUGUCUGAACAAGCCACUAAUUCACUCUUCCGGAACCUCUCUUAUAACCAUAAAAAAUUUGAACGGAAAACAUGAUGAAUCACUAUUAACAGCUUUUCACAUAUGUCACUGGCAAAAAUGGAACUCAAAUAAGCUUAAGGCCCUGAGCCAAGCACACUAUACAGCUUUCGUGCAUAAAGAGUCUAAAAGAAAAUGUUUUUUUAGAAAAAUAAAAAGCUUCUGAAGUGGAUAAUGGAAAGACCUAAAGUGCUCUCUAUUAUUUUCCCUUUGGCUUGAGAGUUUGUGAAAGGCAAUGUUUUCAGAAAAAGUUCAAUUAAGCUGCCAAAAUGAGAGAGAGAAAAAGAACUAGGUAAUUCCUUUCCCUAUGUGACUAAUUCCACAGAGUUUGAGAACAUUUUACUCUAUGUGAAACAUCCAAAGUAGGCUAGGCAUCUGUUGUUCUUUGUGUGCACUUAACCAGUUAGUUUUCACGUUUUACCUUGUGUCUCUGGUUUCUGGCAUCAGUGGAAGCUUUAGAAUAACCUUCUUCAACCUGGUACCCUCUGGAUGUUUUGGACAACUCCCUUGAGCCCCAGUUGUAAUCCAAAAUAUCCAGAGGGUACCAGGUUGAAAAAGGCUGCUUCAGAGCAGACAUAUCAGUGUUUACUUUAGAAGCCUUUUUAAAAAAAUAGUAUGUUGUAUAUAUUCUGCACUCUAAUAUCUGUUGGAGAGAUCUGUUGUAACCAUAUCUCAUGUUUUCCUUAUAUGAAAGUUACAAAUGCCUUUUUUUAAAAUUCAUUCAUCUCCCCACCUUCAUUACAUUUAUAUUCACUUUUCUAUUUGAAAUCAUAUCAUCAUUAAAAUACUGAAAGGCUAAAACACAGCAGCUAUGAACCAAUUCAGCAUAAAAGGAAACAAUAUUUAAAACAAUGACCAGGAGUUACAAUUAAUCCACCAACAGCUAUCGAAAGGAAUGCUAAUAAAAUUGAUGUCUUUCGCUUGCUGGAAAAGAUUGAGCUAAGCAAACAUCACUUGGAAGCAUAUUCCAUAAACUUAAUGCCACAAAAGAGAAUGCCGUGUGUGUGUGUUUUCACUUGGCAAGUUAACACUUUCCCCCUGCCUGUGAAAGCGCACCUUUAACCAGCUUUAAAACAGGAAAUUUGCAAAAGACCACUGCUUUAAGGCAAGCUCCUUUUAUAUUUAUUGUUCAAAAUAUAUUUUGGAAAGUUGUUUGUUCUCUAUGCAUUUGGACACCUCUUAAGAUAUUGUAACCAAAUUUCGCCUGCUUGUUCCUGAGAUCAAGGAGCAGGGUUUUCUUUUCUAUGUUUGGAUACAAUUGGAUGCCAUUUUGAAUUCAAGAUGGCAGCCUGAACCUUCAAAAAUGGGCUGAUUUUGGGGGUUCUUAACAUUCCUGAACAAUCCUGGGUACACAGCUGCUAGUUUAAAAUAUUUCUGUGCUGCCCUUCUGUUUACCAAAACUCCCAUGUGGUCUGACCAGCAUCAUCAAAACAAUAUCAUGUCUGUUUUUAGAAGCAGAGAACAGUCUGUGCUCAAAUUGAGAAUCAUAUUUAGAAUAUUCCUAACAUAGAAAAGAAUACCAAUUGGAUAUUCCAGAACUUAGGCAUCCAAUAAGCUUAAGAUCAGAGCAUGAAUGAGGGAGAUUGUACAUUGAGCUAUCGGAGUAUAGUAUUCCCAGGAAUGACACCAAUUUCAAUUUAAUGAACUUUCGCAUGAGAGUCUGUAUGUGACAGCCCAAUUUGUAGCCUGAUUCUCAAGAUCUUCCAUCCACGCAAGCCUGGGUGAUGUUAGAGGAACUUGAGUUGUCAGUUGUCAGAGCUCCCAUCCCAAAUGCUAUGACAGAGGCUGUUAUGUGCAAGUAAGAAAGCUUUAUUCAAGGGCUUACAAUGAUGCAGGUCAGGUUACAGGUACAUAUGUAGUUAGGGAGUUCGAGAACAGCAGCAGGAGUCCAAGAAUGGACAAGCAGCCAUGGCCCUCCACCAGCUUUUAAAAGUGAGAGGUGGUGCACUCAUGAGAUUCUCCCUAUGAGAGUGGGGGCACUUGGAAGCAACUGCUUUUGUGAGGGGCAUGGGUCUAUUUCCAACAAUGAAGGUGGCUCCAAGUUCCUGGUGAUGGGAUAGAGGUCAGUCUCUCUGGCUGCUGCUGCUCAGCUUCCCUCCCUUGCUAGUCCUCCCGUGUUGCAAGGGAACCAUCCCACUGUGUGGAUGGGACAAGACAGGGAGCCAACAAGGCUGCCUCUGUUUCCCCAGCUCUGAAGGCAAAGGAAUGGGAGCCCUCUUAGGCUGUUCCCUGCGGACAGCAUCCUCCUCCUGCUCACCUUCCUCACCUGUCACUCCCAGCCCCAUGCCAGACGGUAUUGAGGGGUUCGCAACAGCAGUGUGCCUUGAGGACCAUACCUAUACUCAGGAUUGCCAGUGAACCUGAACAUUGUAGCCCUGUUCUGAAUAGAUUCCUGGUAGGAUUGCUCCAACCUUUUCCCUGUGACAUGCCUGCUCCACCCCGUCUGCAUUUCAUACAUUCAGCUUAGCCUUUGCAUAGUGGUUUACACAUAGAGAGGACCUACGUGACUGAUGUAUACACCGUAAAAUCUUGGACAUUCUCAUGAUAGUCCUUUUCUGCUGGAUUUUGAGCUGGUGUGACGUACUUGAUUAAUGUAUUACAGCAUUUCUCAACUACAAUGAGAAGGAGUGACCUACUGUUAAAACCUAAAACAUAACCCUUCAUACCACCCCUGCAAAUAUUAAGAAAUUCAUAACCAAAUCACAAGGUGGCAAGAAUUCAGGCCUGCCUGGAAGAGAGGAUUUGUAUAGCUUACUAAGUUAUAUGCUACUAGGUUGUGUUUUCAUCCAUAGACAGUGUAAAUUGCAGCUCGGGAGACUCCUUGUUUGCAGCAGUGUUGCAUCCUUUUCUGUUGCCUGGGACAUGCCUGGGCAGAGCACAGAGGGUCAAUAGAACCUGCUGCUCCAGGCCAGCCAACGCUGCCAAGUGCAUGCACACAGGGUGCAAAGGGCUCAUGGAGCCCACACAUCAGCUCAGCUCUGGCCACUGGAGCCAAGCAGGGCUGUGUUGUGCUCCUGCCUGCCUGUGCAGGGAGGAGCCUGGCCAGCCAAUGUAGCACUUGUUGUGCAAAUCCCCCCUAACACUAGCCAGAGGGCCAGGGGCACUGCAGCCAGGCCAGGCUGAGACCCAGAGACCCCCAGUUUCAGGCAGCAUGGGAUGGGGAUCCUUGCAUGGGGGCACCUAGCUCGCGCCCCCUAAAAAUUGUGCGCCUGGGGCUAUGGCACCCCUUCCUCCUACUAUGCCCCUGCUUGUUUGUUGGUACAGAAAUAAAUGUAUUUGACUGUUAAAUAGUUUUGCUUAAACUACAGCUAUUACAGCAUUAGACCAAGCUGACCUUCUCAUUACUUUAUUUAGGUAUGUGUUGAUAUUGUUUGUUUUGGUUUUCCAGGUUUAAUGAAGAGACUGGAAGAGGAGACAAAGUUCAAUACAUAUUUGGUCUCUGAAAAAUUUCCUAGAGAACUGGAAAUAAAGAAACAGUCGCUGUACUUCUUGCAGAAAGUAGUUGCAGAGCCAGCAAUGGGCCAGUCUGAUCUCAACGAACUUGAAACCAAAGUAUGUUGACAGGGAGAAAGUUCAGUUCCCAUGUUUAAGGGCUCAAAAACAUCUGACGAAUUCAUUUUAGAAGCAGCUAUUUCUUUGUGCAUCUUACUCGCUCCACUCUUCUGGUGGUUGGUCUAUAAUAGCGAUGUCCAACUCCCAAGAGUCUGCGAUCUAAUCCCACUGUAAAAACACUGGCAGUGAUCUACCCAUUGGAUUGAUCAAAGGUGUUGAGCUUUUGGGGGGUGGGGGAGGAAGACUGGUAUAUAACAUGGGACACCUGUUUGCACUCUGCUGGCUGCUGGGUUGUAAGAGACAAGAGCACUUGGAACCCUGUUCACUGCAGGAGUAUCCACCAUGAACAUUUGAAGGUUAUUGUGUCAUAGUAGUUGUGGGGAGGGAAGUGUGUAAAUAACCUGUAUGGCAUCUUUAAUAAGAGGGCAUUAUAGUACUGCUUGCCCCGUCUGAGGCAAACAGAUUAUGUUUUGGGAGUGGGCUGAAUGUAAUUGAACCAUAAUGUAAAAAUGUAUGUGACCAGACUCAGCGUGCUUUUUGCUGGCCUGUUGUCAGAUUUUUGUUAUCCCUCACUACAUCCAUCAAUAUUUUAACUUGUUCUCUGAUUUAAAUCAUAAGGAAAUUGUUUUAACUUUUUUCAAGAAGCUCCAAGGUGCUCACUAAAAUACACAUACAGAUUAUUACUCAAAGCUAAUUAGGAAAUUAUAUUACUUAUUUUGCAUUUCAAAAGGUCAUUUCUUCAAAGCCUUAUGUGUUAGAGUAAUGUCCUCUCAGGGCUUGCAGGAAAAUGGAGAAAUAGGCUCCAUAUAUUUCUGCAAUAAUUUGAAUGCUGAGUGUGAUUGGCAUUCGCAUUGAAGUAAUAACGUACACGGUGCUUUUUUUUUGUUUUAGAUACUAACAUUAUGACUAAUUUGGCAUAAAAUUUAGCAUAGCAAUUUUCCUUCUUAUUGCAGCAUUUGAAAUGUUGAAACCUAGAGCUUGUUAAGGCUUGAUAAUUGACUGCAAUACAGUGGUACCUCGGGUUAAGAACUUAAUUCGUUCUGGAGGUCUGUUCUUAACCUGAGGUACCACUUUAGCUAAUUGGGGCUGCCUCCGCCGCGCGAUUUCUGUUCUCAUCCCGAAGCAAAGUUCUUAACCCGAGGUACUAUUUCUGGGUUAGCGGAGUCUGUGACCUGAAGCGUCUGUAACCCGAGGUACUGCUGUACCGUUUCUUCUGUGUUUGGGGGAAAUCUAAGAAUAGGUAAAACAGAAUACAAGACUUUCACAUAGAUUAUCUUGAAUAAGCUCCAGAUAUGCUCUGACAUUGAUCAGAGAUGUAGUAAGGGAGCUAGGAAGCACACUGCACAUAGACACAACCCAAAUUGGCCCUGUGAGUGAACAAAUCCUUCUCUUUUUUUAUUAGGUUCACUGGGUUUCCCUUCCUUUUGCAGGUGUGCUGAACUUGUGGUGUGAAAGAGCAUAACUGCUCAAAGAUUUUAAAAAGUAGUGAAGUCAGUAUUCUGAUAAAGUUUUUGAGGUUUUCAGAGAAUCACUAGACAAUUAUAAAACAUCUAUAACAUUGCUGUUAAGGCUUCAGUUAUGAGCUAAACUGAUGGCCUCAAAACAUAAAAAUUGAGGUGGGAUUAAUUCCUAUUCAAACUAUUUUUGUUGGUUGCAAAAAACUCGAUACUUUCAGUGGGACUUAAAGCACAAUCCUACGGUCAACUAAAUUCAAGGGGGCUUACUCCCUGGCAAGUGGAGAGAGGACUAUCGCCUUAAGUCACAACUAAUUCUGACUAGAUUGGAAUCCACAUCAUUUGGUGUUCCUCAAACUAUCAAAUAUAUUUUAAAAAUAGAAAUUAGACUUUGAAAUCUAAAAAUAGAUAUGCGAGUCCACCUUUUGGAACCUCAUUUUUAAAAGGCUGAAAUUGAAUAUGCAUCCCAAUCAGAGAUUUUGUGAGCAUCAAGGCACUCAUAAAGUUCCUGCAUUUGUGCGCUUACAUAUCGGUCUGCUCCCUCCACCUCUCGCAAGGGGGGAGGCAGGCAGCGAUCUGUGUGUUUGUGUUCCUUCCUCCAAUUGCACACCUUCAAGAAUAGAUCAGUUUUUGCACCCACACAAGGUGAGACUGGCUGUGCUUUGAUCUCGCUCUAUCAAUAUCCAUUCAUUGGACUUUGGCUUACCCCAAGUUUGGGAAACCCUGAUCUAGGGCAUCCCAUAUACCAGAGUGCUUAGUUGCUUAUUCAUGCCACAUUUUUUAAAUAAGUAUUUUUAAUUAAUUUUUCAUUAAUAACAGUCCAAUGCAGACCACAUUAAUAUAAUACCAAAUCAUACCAAAUCAUAAUACAAUCAAAAGAGCCAUUUAUUCAGUUCCAAAUUAAACAUUUUUGGAUGAUUUUGCGUGUUCAGUGUAUCAGGAGUUGAUGUUAUUCCUUGGUCCUGCUCCAAUUCUCUUAAUUAGUCCAAAUACAACAGUUCCGAUCUUAAUCCUUUAUUUUAGCAGUCGCUGGUGUGAUGACUUUCAUUCAUAUUUAUAUCCUGGGAAUUUAUAUCCUGUAGCUUUCUGUAUGAAAUAUUUGUUUACAUUUGUCCUUUCCUUCAUGUUGUAAUCAGUCAGUCCUCUUCAACAUUACUCCUCCUUCAAGGACUCAAUUAUCAUUACGCCACAGCUUCUCCAUUUUGCUUUCUCAAAACUGAAAGUAUUCCGGUGUCCAGCCGUGACUCCUGGCAGGCUUCCAGCAUUGUCUUCUUUGAUCCUUUCUGAUUGUCUGACAAGCUGGUGUUUCGCCAAAACCAUAAUAAAUCAGAGUUAGAGCCCUCUUUAGAAGGUAAUGUCACAAAUCAUUACAGUAUUUUACACAGUCUAUUUGUUCAAGUACUCCGUAAAGAAAAUUAUAAAGUUCUUGUUGAAUCCCUCUUGCAUUCCAUUUAUAGUUAUAAUUUCAUUCCAUUAGUAAUUAAUUCUUCUUCAUUGAAGGCUUGCCUUUACAACAAAUAUAACGUAAAAAGAGAACAAAGGCUCCCCUUCACUUACAUAGCAAUCCAGUUAUGAGGAAAUCCUCUCCAGAUCAAAACCUUGGCACUCAGUGGCUGAUUCAUUUAGUAGGUUAUCUUGUAUCCUUCAUCCAGAACACGCCCGUUUCUUAAGUCCAAAUUCAGAUCCAUCUUAAAAAACAGAAGUACCUCUGCUCAUGGCGACCACGUUGGAGAGUUUCCAAUAUGUGCAGUGCUAUGCACUCAACGUCCCUGCCCCCGCAUUCCAUCAGAGCGAGAGGCAGUUAUCGGACAAUCUGUGUAAGUUCUCCCCCCUAACCGGGGGGGGGGGGCUUACAAGGCUAAUUACUUUCAGAUUAUCCUUAAUUAGCUGCAUGGCCAGCAUCCGCUAUUGUGGGACCCGCUGUUUGCCAUGGCAUUCCACAUUUAUGUCCUGCUGAUAAUUUUGCAAACAUAAGAGCCCCAACAUUCUGAACUCUCUCUUCAGUGAGGCCCACUUAGCCUCCCCUCUGAUGUCCUUUCAUACAACUCAUCUUAAUUCGUUUCAUCUGUUCUUCAGUUUGAUUUGAUUUGAUUGAUUGAAUUUAUAUACCACACUAUACCCAAAGGUUUCAGGGCGAUUCACAGAACAAAGUCAAAAUAUAUAAUCAAAAUAAAACAACUCAAUAACGCCCCCCAUAUAUAAUUAUACAAGUAUAAUUAUUAUAUAUGUUUUACUGUAUAUGUAAUAUAUGUAGAAAUGCAGGAUAUAAAUUGAAAUCAGAAAGAGAGAAAAGAUCCCUGCUGGAUCAGCUCAGGGCUUUAUCCUGUCCAGCAUCUUGGUUUCCCACAGUGGCCAGCAAGAUGCCCUCUGGGAAGACCACAAGGAGGGCAUAAAGGCCAUAGCAGUAGGAACACUCAUGUGACUCAUGGUAACAGAUCCCCUGUCAGGCCUUGAUUUAAUGUAUACUAUUGUUGUGUAUGGCACUUCAAGGACUCUUUUGCAACAGAACUGCCUAUGCACCAACUGAAUGUCCAGGAAUAGACUUCUGGGGGUUAUCCCAGGAUACUUCUGGGCUUCCUGGACAUUAUCCCAGGGCAUCCAUUUUAUAUUCAUGAACUGGAGCUGCAAAUGUCCCUUUCACACAAUGUCUUCAUUCAUGAAACUCCAAAAGAAUACAAAGUCCUUAGCAAUUGUAUAUUAACUCAAAGUCUUUUGUGAGUUCAUUCCAAAUAAGUUUUCCCCAUCUUUGGGUGAAAUAGUUGAAUGCAUUUGUCAAAAGAGGUGUGGGUAUAAUGGCCCAGUUUGCACGUCACGUCAAGCUGUAAUUAAACUAAACUAGUGCAUCCUGCUGAAACUGCAGAUACUUUGCUUCUUCCCUGCUUCUGCAACUGCCAGGAAACAAUCUGCAGUCUGGCUUGUUUUGUUGUUUGAACAGGGGCUCAUGGUUUGUGUUUUUCUCCAAACAAGCCAAGGUUUGUUCUUUGCUUGGGGGAUGCAAACUACAGUCCAGCUUCAGAUAAUGCAACAGAAGGAGUGCAGAAAUAGUGAAGCACCCACGAUUUCAGCUGUUAUAACUGUGGUUUAACGUGAUGUGCAAACCAGGCCAACAGAAUUCUAUACUUGCUCUGCACUGAUAUUGGAAGGGGAAAAUAAGCAGCUCCUAUAUGAGGAUGUUGAUAUUUAGAAAUCUUUCAUGUGCAAAGCCAUGAGCCUCUGAGAGAACUCAUUUCCAAGGUCUGUGUCAUGAUAUGGUCUCAAAAUCUUGAGACAUUCCUGCAGUACAGCAACUUUCAGAGGGAUAGCCAUGGUCUUUGUUUUGCAGCAAAACCAGCAAGGAGUUUUUGCUAUUUGCAUCCAAACUGGAUGCCUAAAGCAGCAGCCUAGUGAGCGAGAGUGAAAUGGAGUAGCUCUGUCCUUGCUCUGAUUUCUUUUAUUUUAACAAGUGUCUUGAUUUAUAUCCAGCCAUCCCACAGGGUUCAGGGCAGAUUACAGAAACGGGCUGUGAAAGAGGAGCAUCUGUGUCUUUUCAAAGCACAGUUAAAUCGCAAGAAAUUGUUCUGGGGAAAGAAAGAGCCUGGAAUUUUAGACGUUUAGUCUAGUUAUUAAUCGUGACUGAAUGAAAAGUUCACAGAGAGAAACACUUUGCAGAGUGGGUCCACCAGCGUCUUUGCUUUUUGGCUCAGAGAGUUUGCUUGCUAAUAAGGAAUUUAAGCUUUUGGACUGGGAGGCUGAAGGGAAUGGUGAUAUUUAAAUAAAUAAGGAGUAAUUGCUAAUGACAUGUUUCCAGACACCCUGUGUGGUUUUGGAAAAGUCGUGGAGCUGCUUUUUUAAAAAUUAGAUCUGAUACUGUGCUUGAAUCCAUUAUUGACGUUUGAAGCAAUUUCUGGAAGUCUCUUCUGUUGCAGAGCAAUAAAAAUGACAUAAUUUUGCAUUGGCUGUGAAAACCUUUUCUCAGAUGACAAGCGUUCUUCGUGUUUUAAUCUAUAUUUCAGAUAAAUGAGGUCAACAUACAAAUCAAUCAGUUGAUUGAGAAGCGGAUGAUGAAAUAUGAACCAAUCGAUAGUAAAUUUUCAAUGUAUCGACAACAGGUGAGAACAAAGUCUUCUCUAAAGAGAAAUGUUAUUUUGAAAAAUCAUUUAUUUAUUAUUUAUUGCAUUUAUACACAGUCCUUCAUCUUAAGAUCUCAGGGUGGUUCACUUACCUUAUCGUGAGCAGCCAAUUGCCUGUGAGACUUUGAAUUUUGCUUAUAUUUUGAUUUACAAAUUUGAGGAUCAACCCAUCUAUAUAAUGUGAGACAGCUCCAAAGUCAGUGGUCAAAAUGGACUUGGACUUGGGUACAUUAAAAAGGUGGACUUGGGUACAUUAAAAAGGUAGGAUAUCUGGUUGGGAAUGUGACCUGCAGCAUCUUGUUUAAGUGAGUGAUGUGUUACAAGGUUAAGAAUGCUACAUAAUGUGCUGGUACAAGAGACCAGCUGGCUCCUAAUAUAAAGUGCUGACGUCCCUUGGAUGAGCCAUUCCAGGAAUUCAGAGCGCUUCCCUUGGUCAAUAACAUAUGGCAGACUCCUCUCAGCUCCACAGGGCACUGUCGUCGGCUUCACAAGAUCACCCCAUAUGUUUUUAACACAAUUUGUCACCAUGGGCUAGUUUGGAGAAGUGAAAGGCUUGGAUACCGUAGAGGCUGAAUCACCAUAGAUAGGCUAUAGAAAGCUUUUUAAUCCGGUGAGUGGAGGCUGUUCUCAAAAACUGCCUACACUAUUGCUGUAUAAUCCAUGUUUUAAAUAAGAAAAAACAGCAGGCUUGUGUUUAAUUUUUAGAACUCUGUAACAUAAUCCGAAGCUAUAUGUUUGAACUGCAGCCUUUUGGUUCUUGCUAUAGUAUAGAAAUGCUCUGGAAAGUAUUAUUCUGUUAAAAGCAACACUCAAAAUGCUGCAUAAAAGGAAAUAAUGGAUUGUGCUGUUUUAAAAAUUAUUAUAUUUAUCCCAAGGAGGCCUGAAUGAAAUAAAAGCAUUCCUCUUUCAUUAUAUUAUCUGUCGCCACUUAAAUUGGAUUCUGUAUUUCCCCCGUCUGUAUGAUGACCUAAUAGAGUCCUGCUAAUGGGUGGGGGGUGAUGGGUGGGGGCAUAGCGCAGUAGGAGAGUGCAUGGUUUGCAUGCAGAAGGUCCCAGGUUCAAUCCCUGGCAUUUCCAGUUAAAUGCUGCAAGCUGCCUUGUGCAAUUGUGUAAAGACUGGAUGGAAAUGUUUUAGAUAAAUAAAUGAUCUUAGGUAACGGGUGCAAAAGACCUCUGGAAACUGUUGUCCAUCAGAAUGCUAAUGCAUGGUGAAAUAUUAAUGUGUUCUCUUAAAAUUGCCACUCCUACCAUUUUCAGGAACUUUGUUCUUAUAUUUGUCUGAUGGAGAAAUGGGGUGAGAAUCUCUAAAUUAAAACUACAACAGUUCAAAAUAAUAAUACAAUGUGUAUCCCUCUGGCUCUAAUACCCAAACUUCUAGACUAUAUGAUUCAGAAUUAAAAAUGUGACUGUUUUCAAUGUCUUAAGCAACAUUUGUUUCUAUUUUAGAAGUCUUAUCAAAUAUGCCUUGUAACGUGGAUACAGACUUUUUUUCAAUUUAUUGGUGUUUUAUGGGUCUGUUCUGCUUUAAUCUGUGUCCUGUGUAUUUCUAUAGCUUGUUGAAGGGCUAUUCUAUAAAAAUCCACAUUAAGACACUGUUGAAAUAACUGCAGGAUCUUUAUCUUCAUUGCUACAGUUUAAAAUCCUUAAUUUUUGAAAAUGAACUAAAGGAAAUCAUCAGAUGUGGCUGCCGAAGUAGAAUGCUUGGCCAAUGGUAAUCUGAUUCUUAACUGCAGCAUAGAAGCCGCAGAACAUGGCUGAGGGCACAUAAUGCAGCCACCUUGCAAAAGCUAAGCAGGUCUGGUCUGGGUCUGAUUAGUGCCUGGAUGAGAGACUGCCUGGGACUCCUAGGUAUGCCUCUCAGAAUUCUGUGAUGGCAGAAAUAAAGUUUUUUUAAAAAAAUUAAGUGGCACAGUUGCCACUUACCCACACCCGUGUUGAGGAGGAAUUAUUUCUAAGUAGCAAGGCAGCAAAGUCCUUUUACAGGAAGGGGGGGAAUCUGUUUUCCUUCUCCUUUUGAGGUUAUUAUGUGUCUGAAGUACCUAGUGCAGCUACAUGAAGGUAAAGCAGACUUUGUUCUAAUCCAAGGAUUUAGUUUCAAGUCUGUAUUGUAUGCUGGCAUCUCAUGCCUUGAACGUUUCCACUCUGCCCAUUGUGCUGCCCUACCUGGAAUGUUUCAACUUGCCGUGUGCUGCAAUGAUGAUUGAUAAACAUGACCCAACAGGCCUCCAUCAUUUCCCGGAAGAAGGCAGCCAAGGCCGAAGAGCUUCAGGCUGCCAAGGAAGAGCUGUCCAACCUAGAGAAGCAAAUGUUGCAGAAGUCAAGCCAAGCCCGGGAACUGAAUGGGGCUGAAGUCUUGAAAGGGGAUGAGGUAAGUGCAGGGUCAGGGUGAGUGAGGAGAGAAAAUGUGAAAGCUUGCACAUGUGUCUUGAGCUUAUUGUACAUACAGCCUCCAUUCCAGCAGUUACUGCUUGGGCAGCCAGUGUGGUUGAAUAGGCUACUCUGGGAAAGCCUCUCAGAUCAAAAGUGAUUUGUCACACUGCCUCAGCAGCUGAUGUUGGAGAAUUGUAAACCAAAAGCCCCCAUCUGCAUCCAGAUGUCUUGUCAUGCUUUUGUCUCUUGGCCUCCGUGUGUAACUGUUACAGUGGAUCCCAUUAACUCCCAAGGACAACUGAAUAGCACACACCAUUUUGGCACACACCAUUCUUACAUUUCAGGUUUGACAGACUGGUCCCUUACUAUUUUAUUUCCAUGCUUUUAUGUCACCUUUAAGGCCCUCUUAAAGUGGCCCAUGGGAGCCACGUGCAGCUCGCAGGCAGCAAACAGAGAUGCUCUUAUUGCCUCCCUUUCUGCUUUUACUGCAGCUCUACAUGGGUCUGGGAAAACUGGGAGCAGGCAGAAGUAGCAUCAGCCAUUUGUGGGGCUCCACAGUCUUUGGGUCUGGGGGCCAUGAGAUACUGUGGGAGGAAAGGGUAAGGAAAAGGUUGGGAGAGGUUAAGAAGCAAGACUUUCAGGCGGACAGUUCAAGGAAGAGGCAGCAGUCACAGUAGCUCUUGCUGAAUGCAAAGAACUUAAGCAUAGAGUUUUGGCCCUUCCCCUGCUGCAUUAUCUUCUCUGAAGUAAAGGGCACUAUUCCCCAUACCAAAUAUGGCUUCAGCAGCCAGUCUUUGCAACCUAAGACAGCUAGAUGACAAGCCCUUGAGAUAAGAGUCUUUAAAGGAAAAUGACAUUCUGGUUUCAACACCUAAUCCUGUUGCAAAUCCACUAUUUCCUAUUAUUCCAUAAACCCAAGACUGUUUUUUUUAAUCCUCCUGGGUAGUAUAAGCUUCACACUUAACCUUUGUUUUAGUCAAAUUUGAAAGCAGACAAUCAUAACAUUCCUGCUAUGCAAAGCAGUGAUUAAUUACUCAGCAGCAGGGUGUUGCAAGAGAGAGAGGGAGAACCACAAACGCUUUGUCUUAUCUGCUGUUAGUUCAGUGUAUUGUAAAGUACAUAAAAAAUGUUCCACGUUGUCAAUGCACCUGACGGGAACAAUCUGUGAAGUAGCUAAACUGUUAAGACCCACAACAACGGUGGAACAGGAAACUGGUGAGCUCAUGGCUGUGCUGCAAUGUGGAGUAAGGCAAGGAGGGGGAAGAGCAGGCAGGCAGGUUCAAAUACCUUCUAACUUCCAUCAGUUUGGACCUAGGAGGUUUUCUACAAAAGCUUAAGAAGAGCUCUGCUGGCUCAGACCAGAGGGCUGUCUUGUUCAACAUCUUGCUUCCAAUGCUGGCCUACAGGAGGCCCACGAGAAAGGCAGGAAGGCAAUAGGCUUCUCCCAUAUUGCCUCCAGAAGCUGUUGCGGAGGUUCCAUAAAGCCACUGAUAGGCCCUACUCCUCCAUUAAGCUGUUGGUCCCCUUUUAAAGCCAUCUAAGCUACUACUGGCCAUCAGUCACCACAACUCGUGGAAGCGAAAUCCAUAAAUUAAUUGUGUGUCUGUCUUGAAUCUCCAACCAAUCAGUUUGAUUGGAUGACCCUGAGUUCUCGUAGCAUGAGAAAGUGGCAGACACUCUUAUCUGCACUCACUGUGCACAAUUUUAUAAACCUCUCAUGGCCUCCCUGCCAUUGUUUUUUCUAAAUGAAAAAGAGGACCCCAGCAGCCUACCAUAGUUUCACGUUCACUGCUGUUUUGAGAAAACACCACGGAUGGGUUUGGCACAUGUUCGAGUUUAUUUUUGAGUUAACAUGAUAAACUUCAUUUUGCACCUUCUCCAUAGUUUUAAACCUCUAAUGAAGUUUUAAGCACUCGAAGCUCUUGAGUGCUUAAAAAACAACAACCAUGAAAGAGUCUUGUUAAAUUAUAAAUGGUGCUGAGCAUGUGACUGGGGAGAACUAACACUAGCAUAGUGGAUGCCCCCUUGCAGUGGUUUUGAGCUUCCCUGGCUGUCUGACCAACUGCUAUAGAGGACAGCAUGUGCUAAACUGGACACCCUUUUGGUCUGAGGUGGUGGUGGGGGGUGAUCCUGGGAUGGCCUUUAUACCACUUGGUUCCUAAUUUCUGUGUCCCUAAUACUUUGGAUGUGGUGCUGGAGAUCUUAAUUAAUUGUUAUUUGACCUGGUUUGCUAUGUCUUUGCCCACCGCUCCCUAGGUUUGGGUUGCUGUAUCCCCUUGUGGCCUGGCCCUCACUCACUCUGGCACUCAGAUGAGUUAAUGCCUUCUCUCCCUGGACUCUCACAUACCAGCAAUCAUAUCCUCAGUUGAGGUCUUAACACUUCAUCCACAGAAAGGUCAACCCUGGCUUAUGUUUUUACUUGCCGGCAUGUUGCUUUCUCCUCUAACGAUGCAGAGGAACACACUCCAGUCCUAUGAGGGCCGACGUUUGCACAGCUGGCUGGAACUGACAAGCUAACAGCAGGAGAUAGCUGGUGUGUGUUUAGUAGAAACCGCAUAGAAGUCAGGGGGUAAAGUUGUCUGUUGCAAGAGAAGAAUAUCAUGAAAGAACCUGAGAUGCUAUUUCAAAAAAGCAAAAGAAACGCAGACAAUGCUGGCACGCUUCUCCCUGCAGCUGUCAGAUCCUGAAAAUUAGAGAAUCACAUUCCAGCUCUUAGAAGGGUAGGUGGUUCAAUUACAAGUGAUCCUAGGUAAACUGGAUAUAUUUUUAGCUCCCUUUCACAGCACAUUGUACUCUUUUAAAAGCUGAACACGGGUUUGGGGGAGCCUAGAUCUCUCCCCCCGCCCGACUUCCUCAGCAUGCUGGAUGGAACAAAAUCAAAGUGGUAUUAAUCUCACAGAAACUAUUUGGCUGUCAGAUGAGCGCAGCAGGAUGAGUGCCAAAGGAUCCGGUCCAAUGGCCAGCAAGCUCUAGCCUAGUCCAUUUCAGAGUUGGACACCAAGCAGAUACUGAAGUCAGAGGGAUGAGGGGGUGGCUGUGGGCAGUCCUGGUGAGAUUAGGGCCCUGACUCACUCUCGGUCAGAAGGAAAGCUGAAAGCACAGCAGGGGAGAUGGAAGGCUGGAAGGUCCAGAUGGCAACAGAGAGAGGGAUAGGCAACUUGGGCAAGGUAGUUUUCACUUGGUGCAGGCUGAUAACAUGGACCAAAUACUUGGAGGUGCCAGAGAUGCCACUUGCCUGCUGAAGCCUUGCCUCUCCUGUCUGAUUAGUGGCCAGAUAAGGCAGAAGAGAUCAUGAAGCCCUUGCUGGGAGAGCCUGAGGUCCCCACUGUUUAGGCAGUGAUUAGACAUCUGUUGAAAAAGCGCUCCUUGGACAUCACUGAACUUAAUAGUUAUCCAGUCUCAAAACAGCUUUCAGGGGAGCAAGGUAUAUGGUGAAGGUCUAACUCCAAAGUGUUUUUGGGUUAUACCAAUUCUCAGUCUGGUUUCAGACCCAGUUUCAGAGCUGAAUAGCAACAAAUUCUUGGUCAGAGUCCUGCCUUUCUGCCUUUUGGCUAUUCAUUCCCUUUUGCCUGUAACUGAAGUGCAUAAUUGUGCGGGGGGGGGGGGGGUUGGAAUGCUGCAAAAGCCUCUCAUUAUUUGCCCUGGAACAAAGGGAUGGGGGAGUCUUUUGUGCCAAAGUGAGUCAGUGGGCAGAGCCACUGUUGCUAGUCCUUCAGCCUGUUCAAAAUAGGCUCCUGCUUUGGGAGCUGGGGUGGAGAUGACAGUGCCAUCCUAUAUGCCUACUGAGAAGUAAGUCUCAUUGUUUUAAAUGGCGUUUACUCAUUUAAGUGCAUCAGAGGUGGACCUAGGCUCCCCUGGCAAGAAGCUGUAUUGGUUCUCCCUGUCCCUUGUGCUCUUGCCAGAGGAGAAUGCGCACGUCACCUGGCUACCUGGCCUGGCCUGGGGAGCAUGUGGACAGGUGGAUGGACUCCUAGCCACUCAAAGCCAGAGUGGAGAGGCCUGGUUUUUGCACCACCCUGGCUCUUCGCCCUUGGCAGCCAUCAACCUAGCCAACCUCCUAGGUUGGAUUGCAGCCACAGACAGUCACCUGACAUACAGCUAUAGAAGCCAGGAACUUUUGAAGCAAGGCAUUAACUGUCAGUGAAGUCAAACUUACGGUGUGGCUCAGGUGUAAAAUGUGGCUUAGCACACAUGAAUGCUCUUGGAGCACUCACUCGAAUGGAUAAAGCAUUCAUCUUGCUCAUCUGCGGCUUUCCACCAAGAACUAAGAAGGCUUUUUCCAGUUUGAUUGAGUGUAUUGCAGAAUAAAUAGACUGGUCUGAAUUACUAAAGAUGCUGCUGCCCAGAGCAUGAUUGACGUUAUACACACACAUAACUAUACUUUAUCUCUCUGGAUUGUAAUUGGUUUUAAACGGUUUUUAAUUCCUUAUUUUUAAAUUGUUGUAAGUCACCCUCAGAUUAUAUGGUAAAGGGCAUGAAGGAAACAAACAAAUUUUAAAUAUAAUUAUUAAUAAUUAUUAAAUUUAUAUACUUCCCUUCACCCAAAGAUUACAGAGUGGUUCACAACAUAAAAGUACAAAACGAGAACACAAAAUGCAUAAUAAAAGAAGAACAGAAACCAGCCAACCAGCGUGCCAGGCUGUGUCAUGGGUCAUGGUUGUCUACUGGGAAUCUGCCCACAGCUGCAAGUGAUGUCCCUUCAGGGGACAUAUCCAGACCAGGUGCUGGUGGUUCUUCUAAGGAGACCUCAGGGCAAUUCUGAACCUGGGCAUUUCUUCACUACAGGUUUAGGGUGGACUCCAGUUCAUGUAUAAAAACAUGUGGCUAAAGCAAGCCUUAUGGGUGGAAUCGGAGAGUGCCUUCUCACAAGGCUGCCACUGGAGGUGUACACCAGCAAGAGGUGCCUGGUGCCCCUUAAGGUGACACUUAAUUUCCCAAAAGUACUGGACAUUUUGAAGCUCCAGAGCUAUUUCAAAACAUUUUUCUUCCUUUAAAUAUGGGACAUUCACUUAGGUUUCCCUGGUGAUUAAUAGAGAUGUACUUUAAGUUCUGGAUUAAGAGAGAAGUCUUUACUAUAAAUUAAAAGACAUUUGUCAUCCCUGGCCCCAGCCUGGCCAAACAGGAGCCUUAGUCAUGUGUGGCCCAGAAACAGUUUCCCUAAUACUGAUAUUUUAAAAUGGCCCGAAUGGCCUCUCCUACAAGACAACCGCAGGAUAUUUUUCUUCUUCAGUAGAAGUCAGCUUCUCCACAAGCAUUAGGGGGCAGCCAGGAAGCUGCUUAUGCACCCCCCAGACCUCACUGAAAUGGGUGGGGCUUUUCAGCUCCGUAACUGGGAAUGGAAGUGGCUGUAAUAAAUCAUACCCCAAAAUGGCUGUCCAAGAUGAGAUCUGUGAUAUCUUGCAAAUGGCUGUUGAGAGCUUGUCACAGCCAGAGAUUUGCUUAGACUAAAUGUUUUUAACUGCUUGGGAUUGUCUGUAUUGCAUUAAUUGGACUGGCAGGAAGAUUGGCCAUCUGCUCCAUCAUCUUCAAUAUAUAUCUUUUGCAAACAUUUUUCUAUGGCAUCCUGCUGAGGCAGUUAAAGAGAGUCUCACAGUAUCUAAUUAAGAAUGUUCUCAGGAACCUACAUUGACUUAUGUAUUUCUUUUAAAAAAUGUUUUCCCUUUGUGUUUCCAGGCUUAUUGAUUCUUGUGUUUUGCUCUCCUCCUUCCACAAUGGUGGGCAGUCCAGGGCUAUCAUAGAACAGGAGUGGGGAGUCUGUGGCUCUCAUCACCCCAACCAGUAUGGAAGUUGCAGGCCAGCAACAUCUGGAGGGCCACAGGUUCCCUCCGCUCUUUACACUCUGCAGUUCAGAGGGUGGGUUUCCUUUGGGGAAGGGUGUACCAUAAAUAAAUGAACCAUCUUAAUAAACACCUUUUGCUUCUCCAGACACAGAACAGGGCAAGCAGCAGGAAACCACACAGGCAGGAACAGUUUAAUGGCAGGAACCUCCAGCCUGCAAUCCAAGUGCAGCCCCCGCUAUGCCCCUGUAGCUGACCAUUUCAGCUCCCUCCAGGCCGUGUCCCCCAUCAGCCCUGCUCUCUGCCUUCCACCCGCCAGGUCCUUUGCCAGGCUGGAAUGUGCCUUUGAGCCCUUGCUUCCCUGAAAGCAGAAAUGUGGGGAGGGGGGUGAGAGACCACUAGCUUCUGUGUGACUGGAAGGAAGCCUUCCCACUUUUGCUUCCAGCUCCGCCCACCACUACUGGCAUGUGGGGAGAGUUUCCUGCAGGAGAACGAACCCCUCAGGGUGAAAAGGUUUCCCCACCCCUGCAAUGUCAGUUGAGCAACCAAAAUUCCAGGCCAGUUUAUUGCCAAAGGAUUUCCCAGAACAGAUGUUAAUUAUUAUUGUUAUUUUAGGAGUGAUGGGAGCACUUCCAUCUUAGCAGUUCACUUGCGCAAGAAUUGAUCCUGCACUUGUUCAGGUAAAACUGGAAGGAUUGAGGCAGUCAGCUCCUCCCUUUCUUUAGCAGCAAAGGAAAUGUCCUAAUGCGCACAUCCUAGCAAAGGAAAAGAAUUCUUAAAACAAAAUGAUUCUUUCAUGGCAAGGGAUUGAAGCCGUGAAAGGAGGUGGUCUUGUUUUGUGCUUACUUUAUUUAAAGGGCUAUUUGAGUGUUCAUGUUGCUGCAGAAAGGAGGUUAACACCUCCACCACCACCAGCGCUGAAAGCUGUCAGAUGGAAGAUACAUGUUCGGGGUUGAUGCCCUCAGUGGGUGCCUGUGAUUGCCCCACAACAACACACAGUAAUGAGAGAACAAUCACACUUGAACAUCUGCCUCCAAUUACUUUGUGAAUGCCAGAAGUACAACAGAGCAGGAAAGGCCCCUUCAAGAUAGUUCCUCUUGUGGAGUUGAACUUCUUUGGUAUUCAAUCAAAACCUUCGCUGUGUGAUGCUUUGUUUUGCAAAGCCCUCUUUUCUUUGCUAUGUAAAUAACAUCUCUGUUCUCACUGCAGUUUUGCUUUGUCAUGACUUCCCUGUACUUUUAUAAUCCUCUCUUUCCUGAGAAGACAGCGUGAUAGAUGCUUGUUUUACAUAAUGGUUUCAGUUGUUAGCGGCUGUGGCAGGUUUAGACCCACACUUCGCCAAAAUGUCAAGCAGUCCGGCUGCAGGGAAGACUUUGUAAUACUGUACUUGCUCAGUUCAACCAUUUGGUUCAGCUGGUUGGAAGACCUUUAGGCCUCACUUUCUUCUCGCUCUGUAAGCAGAAUGGACUUGAUCAGGCAGUACUUUCCCCGCUCCUCACAAUCUGUCAGCACAGUAUUCCUUUCCCUUUGAAAGUUGUCCCUACCACUUGAUUCCCCAGGAUGUGCAGUGCUGAGGAAGUGGCCUCAAGUCUGAGCAUGCUCAGAAGCAGUUUGGCUCUCCAGGGAAGAGGGAGGUCCACAGUGCUGGCUGAUAACCCUUGGAGUGCUGGCUUGGAAGGCAGGAGGCCAAUAGUGGAUGGAGGCAGAGCCAAGGCCAGCUCCUGCACCCCAAUCCUUCUCCCCGUGGAGCUCCUCAAGGGCAAAAGACUGUGGAGCUCUCAGCUAGCGCCACUCCCUGGACGGGUUGUAAGUAAGAAGGCAGUUAGGUGGGGACUGGCCCAACCCCCCGCAAUGUAGAAAUCUGUUGCCCAACGUGGGGCUUGAACCAAUAACCCUGAGGUUAAGAGUCACAUGCUCCACCCGCUUAGUUAUACCAGCAUUUACUUUUAGUGUAUUUUAUAGUAUCAAGUGUUUCUUUUUUUAAAAGUAAAACUUUAUGCAAAAGUAGUUGUGUGUGUGGAAAAACUGGAUUCAGUGACCUGUAUAAAUUAUGUGAUUGUUGCAUUAUGUGUCCUUUGUUUACAUCAUUAUUUCUGCUUUUGCCAAUCCAUGUGGGGCAACUCCUGCCCGGAGCACUGGAAACUCAACAGAGCCCCUGCCUGGCUUUGAAGCUUUCAUCAAGGCUUUGGCUGCACACUAUCAAACCUGUCACUAUACAUGUGUAUAUGCAAGAGAGUUGCUUGGUUUUCUUUAAAAAAAAGGAAAGCUGAGGUUAUCAGGAUGCUGAAUUCUGCAGGCAAGAUCAGAUUCAACAGGGCAAUCAGCAUCCGUCUGACUUUCAUAGGUAAACAACCCAGUGACUCACCUAUGGCAAGUCAGAAUCCCCUCAGGCAGGGAAACUUUUGUUAAAUGGAAGUGAGUUGGUUCCUUUUUUCUUUUCUUUUAAGACCACCGAAGUGCCAUUUUAGGUGUGCGUGUGCAAGCAACUUAUUACCAAGGUUAUCACUCCUAGGUGGGCAAUAUAGGCCUCUCUCUUUCAAAUGCUGUUGCUGGACAGGGGGGCCUUUUAUUCUCUUAAGCAAAAAACAAACAUCUGCUGGGGAGAUUCCUGUGCAAGCCCCACUGAAAUGAGCAGAGCUUCCACAGCAGCUGUGCUUUGGGGAUCCACACCCUGCCAAAACCUGGAAUGAUCAUGCACUUGUUUUCUUGUGUGACUUCUGUGACCUUGUCCUGAGCCUUGGCACAGCAGAAAAGAAUGUUCUUAAAGGUACACAUAGCCUGGUCUGCGUUGAACACACACUGAGCAAUAGGUGGGUUUGUUCUUUCACUAAGAAUGUCCAGUGUUUGGCUUUAAAAAUAGUUGCGGGAGCACAGCAAGGUAGACAAAGCAUCACCGCCCUGCACAGGAUGGCAGAUGAUCUGGGCUGAUUUCAGGAUGGGCUCUUUGCCUGCAACGCUAUUUAUAGAACAUACACUUACUCUGGGGGGUCUCAGACUGCCAAUGAUGGCAGCCUUUAAGCAUUUGUUAUUUAAAAGCAGCACAAUUUUUUACUUAGAAAGGUUACUUAUAUCACAGAUUUUUAAAAAAAGAAAUGUAGUUUCCUUUUUUGAAAAAAGGUUGUUUUGGUAUUGGUAUGUACAGGAGAUACAUACUUAAUAGAGAGGAAGGCCGCCCCAAAACAUUUUGACGGGGUGUAACAGUGUGUGCUAAAUCUAACUUCCUCAUAUUUCAAAGGUCCCUGUUAUCUCUCAUUUCAGUUUAAGCGAUAUGUUAAUAAGCUUCGGAGCAAAAACACGCUUUACAAAAAGAAGCGCCUGGAUAUAGCAGAAAUUACAGCUGAGUACGGCAUCCUGCAGAGAACAGAGGAGCUCCUAAAACAGCGCCACGAGGAUAUCCAGCAGCAGCUGGUAAUGGGCCAUUCUGUCUUCCUGUCCAUACUGCGAAAUGCAGGUAGCCAGGAUGAAUCUUCUAGCUUCAAGCUCUUCCUGCAAAGCCAAGCAGGCCAAGCCUGGGGUUGUUCCAGCACCGCCAGGGCACUAAGUGCUUUACACAAUGCAGGGGGGGAGAGCUUCUUGCCCCAAGGAACCUACAGUCAAAAAUGCAGCAUGGGAGGGGUGGAGAUAGGGGGGAAAGAUUCAGCUGUGUCAGUUACAUGUGUUCAGGCUCCACAGGAAGGGUGGAUUUUGAGGAAGGAUUUGAAGGAAGUUAGAGAGGCAGCAUCCAAAGCAUUUUGGGAGGCAGUUCCAAUCGCGCAGAGCAGCAAAGGAGAAAGGGGGGGGGGAGGGAGGGAGCACCCACACAUUUGUUUGAGAGAUGUGUUUUCAUGAUCAGACUGACAUUUACACUUGUGUUGUAAACAAUGUUAAGUGAAGCCUUUGGUUUAGGUUCAGUAUUUUAGCAUUGGCUUUGAGACAGUUCUAAUGACAUGUGCUAGACUUUAUUGUAUGUUAAAAGAAGUUAUGUACGUGGUAUCUCAGUUCUAGCAUGUUGUUAUUCAAAAGCUGAAAUUUUGCCUUGCUUUUAAAAAAUUGAAGUGGCUUCCUCAUGCACAUUGACCUGGUGUACACGUAGCGCUAAGCUUCAGGAACCCACACAUUCCCUCUUUUGCCCUAAGCAGCAGUUUGGUUUAGUUUUAGACACAAACUGGGCCACUGAAGUCAGUGAAGAUACAAUCAUUGCAGGAACGCUCAGUGCCCAAUGCCCUUCUCACAGCCCACUUCCAUGGCUUCAUGUCUUUCUUCUGUCACUCGCUUUGUUAGAAAAUUGCUUUGGUGUAGAGAUGGGCCCUUUCCCUAAAGCUACUCAUAUUUAUAUCCAUUAAAAGAGAAGCUGUAGCAAAAUAUGGAAACCCAUGUAACCAAGUGUGUAUUUUGUUUUCUUCCCCGCUCAGUAAAACAUUUUAUUUCUUCUGAAACAAAGCAGAACAGGCUGCAAGUGAAGCUGUAAGAUGAUAAUAAGUGUUGUCCCCCAUUUCUUGAUCAAACAUUAUUAAUCCGUGUGUGGAAGACAUGGCUUAGUAAAUAAAUAACAACCGCACACUCAGAAUUAUUUCAUCCUCCACAAAUUAAAGUAAUGGAUGAUUGCAAAUGCACCUGGUUCUUUAGAAGCUCCUCUAGGCGAUUUAUGCAAAGAUGCCCUUUAAGGAGAGGUGUCUUGCCACAGCAGCUGACCUGUUCUUACUGAUUUUUAUAUAGUUUAGUUCAGGGGUAGUCAACCUUUUUAUACCUACCGCCCACUAAUGCAUCUUUCUUGAUGGUAAAAUUUCCUUACCGCCAAGGAGUGCUCAAUGGAAGGAGGAUUCAGCUUGUGCUGUAGAACCCCCUACCGCCCACCUAGAAUCCUGAAACACCCACUAAUGGACGAUAGGGACCAGGUUGACAACCCCUGAUUUAGUUAAUCAGAAAACAAACUAGGCAGUCUGUCAGAUGGUGGUGGUGGUUGCUUAUGAGUAACUAGGCAGGACUCCGACCUGUCUUUUACAGGUUUUAUUGUGCAAACUAUAUACGGUGCAGAUCUCCAAAGUUCAUGUCCGUCUUAGUCACUUGUAGAAUCUGGGAGUGGCCCCUUCCAGCUUCUCCCCCAACAUAAGAACUUAGGCACCCCAAGCCUUCGCCUCCCCUCCUUGCGUUUCACCCCGGAAGUGGCGUGCGUCCCUCCUGGCCAGCCUGGCUAGGUGAGGCACUGGGGCUCUCCGCAGCAUCCUCGAGCCCUCUCCUCACUUGGCUGGCCCCUUCCCCUCUUCUCCACUGGAGGGGUGGCUUUCCCCACCUCUGGAAGAGGAACUGCUUCUCAGGAUUUUUGGAGGCUCUCUGUAUCCCAACGGCCCCCCACCUCCCUCCCCUGUUCCGAUGCCAGUCCCCUGACACAGUCUUUACUAUUUAUUGGUUGCAAUUCAGAAUCUGUUUGCUUGUCUGCUGUCAGAACGUAUACUCAGAAAUGUCUUUCUUUUUCUAUGCUAACAGCAAGCAAUUGAAGACAAGAAGGGUAUCUCUGGAUACAGCUAUACACAGGAGGAGCUAGAGAGAGUGUCAGCCGUGAAGAGCGAAAUGGAUGAAAUGAAGGGUCGGACUCUGGAUAACAUGUCUGAAAUGGUGAUUUUACUCCCCUGUAUUUAAAGGCUCUCUUGGAAGGAAGGGUGUUGUCUGUUUGAAUCUUACCACCACCCUGCAAGAUCUACUUUGGCAGACCGGCGUGGCUGUGGGUAUACUGGUGUGCCAACACUGCUUGUGCUGGGAAUAUGGCCAGUCUCCAUUUAUCACAUCUUAGUUGAUCUUUCCCUCUCCAUUUGUCUUUCUAAUCUUCCUUUGCCGCCCCCAGUGUUUCCAGCUUUCUUGCUAUGCUGUUAAUAACAUAUUCAUGUGAUGUGUUUCCCUCCCAUAAAACAGGUGAAAAAACUGAAUGCUAUGGUGGCUGAUAAGAAGUCAAGCCUUGCUCCAAUUAUCAAAGAUUUAAGGCAGUUGCGACAGAAGUGUCAGGUGAGUAGAGGGGACUUGAAUUUUUUUGUUUUUUGUUUGUUUGAACAAAUGGUUUGGGCUGAUUACAGUGCGACAAGAUUUCUCCCAACGCCUCUCCUGCAGUUCUGCCUGUAUGGCAGUAAGUGGCUCAGAGCCUCCCCCUAAGUAAUGCUCCACACUAUCUGUGGCUAGAUGCCUCUAUCGUAUAGGCCAAAAUGUACAUUUGGGGGAGAUGAUCAACUGCAUCUGGUGUUUUCAGUUACAGUGGUACCUCGGGAUGCGAACGGGAUCCGUUCCGGAGCCUCGUUCGCAUCCUGAAUAGAAUGUAAGAUGCAACUGCACCUCUGCGCGUGCGCAAGUCGCGUUUUGCUGCUUCCGCGCAUGCGUGUGACAUCAUUUUGAGCAUCUGCACAUGCACAAGCGGCGAAACCCAGAAGUAAUGCGCUCCGUUACUUCUGGGUUGCCGUGGAGUGCAACCCAAAAGCACUCAACCUGAAGCACAUUCAACCCGAGGUAUGACUGUAUUUUAAAGUGUUUCUUCAAGUGUAAACCUCAUUGGAAAAAAUAAUAGUUGAGUGAAUGUUAUUAUUUACUUUAAAAAAACCUAUAUUCCACUCCUACAUUGGACUCCCAGGGAUCCACCAUUUAGUAUGCUCAUCAUGUGCUUGUUUGCUGGGUCUGUUAGUGUUUUUCUCAAACUGAAGACAGCGUAUAUGUGUCAGAUACAGACCUAUGUGGUUUUAAGACAUUGCUGAAUUCAAGACAGGGUUGGAAUGGGGAGUGAUGCUGUGAAGCUCUGGCUGAGAUGAGGAAAACUGGUGCCCUAAGGAGCCUGAGAUGGUCAGAGAAGACAGCUAUUGAAUAUUUAUCCAGAGGACCUGUGCAAAGUUUUGGUGCAAUGGUUAACUUGUUAGCUGUCUGACGAGCAAACUAUAUGACAGGAGCUGCCCUGUUCUCGUGGCCUGGGCCCUGCGAGAAGCUGUGCUCCCGGAUCUGAUGGGGGGCAGAAAGGGAGCUUCGGGGGGGGGGUGAGCAAGGCAGGUAGAACUGCCACUGACAGUGGCAAGGAGCUGCUGCUCUCUUGAAAGCCAAUCCGAGAGUCUUUUUUGCUAAAGGGCAAAGGAUAAAAUGCCUUAAAUAAGGGUGAAAUGUUCCGAUGCAUCAUACUCAUCUGCCGGCCAGAGGAAGGGGGUGAUGGUCACCUUCAGGCUAUUCACAUGAACAGAACAUUAGGGCAUGUUGAAUUUUCCAACUUUCGAGUUCCAAAAUGAGGGGUGCUAAAAUGUUGUAACACGACAUGGGAAUUUGAAAUGUAUUUUGGAUAAAUUAAUAUAAUUUAGUUUUUCUUGGUAAGAAGAAUAAGUGUCAAAGUGCAUAGAAAUCAUUAUAAAUGAUUGCCAAGGCCUUGCAGUUAUCUUAUAUAUUAAUGUUUUUGUUAUUAUUUAUUGUUGUUGUUAUUUAGCAUUAUCUGACAUUUUCAGAAGGUAAAAUUAAAUUCUUUGGUUUUCCAAAAGUAGUUUAUGUACUUCUUCAUCAAAUGUAGACGUACCAAGCUAAAUGUUGACCAAUCACAAAAAUAAUAGCAGACCCGAAACCUUAAAAAAUAUAAGGUGCCUCAGUGAAAAAAAUUGCAAAAAUUAGGUUUCACAUCCUAAAAUGACGCCCCCUAGCAGAACACUCAGGUGGUCUGAUGUAACCCAGCGAGACACUUCUUAUAUUUAUUACAGUGGGCCUAAGGUAGGAGAAAUUCCUGGUGUCCUGCACCCUCAUUUGAAAUAUGCUCCCCCAGCCUUAGUUAUUUUAUCACGUGGGUGAAGGCAAGCUUUGAUUUUAAGCACAACUUGUAGAAUACACCAGCCUGGGGCUCUGGGGCUGUUUUGGACUCUAAAUCCCAUCAGCUUCAGUGAUGGGGGCCCAGGCUAGGGAAGGCUGGCCUACACCCGGUCUACUUGCUGCUUCACCAGUAUAGUAUGCCCUGCCAUACUUUCUAUCACAAGCUGGAUUGUAGUUUACCUUUCACGAGAGUGCUCUGUUGCUAGUGAUGCCGAUUACCUCAUGGCAUAAGUGAAUAUCUGUACAAACUGUUUGUACAGGAACACAAUCCUUUUACAAUCUCGCGAGCUUAAUUUUAAUGCAGCCGAGUCAAAAUCUAGGCUAUGGAAUGAACAAGUGGGAAACCUAAUCCACCAAAGCAUUAACAACGCUGGGUAGUGAUACAUGUUUUUAAAGUUGGGGGGAGGGGGGAGCUUGCAAGUUACGUGGUAGUUUACCCUAUUUGAUCUAUCGGUCUGCGAAGCUGGUGGCUUCCCCAUGAGUGGUGUGCCUCAGAUGCCUUUUCCGUUUAUGUAAGGGCCUCUGUGUGCCAAUAGCUGAGGUUAGGCAGCAGGACUGACAAGAACAUGAUCUCCCCAGGUGCCACAUGCUGAUAGAAUUCAUGUGCCCUUCUACCUUUCCCCCCGCCAGGAAUUGACCCAAGAAUGCGGAGAGAAAAAAACCCAGUAUGACAGCUGUGCAGCAGGCCUGGAGAGCAACCGUUCUGCACUGGAGCAGGUAAGAAGGCAGGCAGGACAGAGCUGCCCUUCCAUAUCUCAUCAGUUUGGUUUUACACGUGCUCAGGCUUACCCCACUUGGCCCACACAGGUGGGCAGGGGGCAGACGGCUGCACCCAGGCAUUCUGCCAGGUGCAGACAUGUGGCAAAACGGUUGGCUGCAUCCACCCCUGGACCAGUUAAACUUAACAGCAAUUAUUUUGCUUGCUUUGGCUGAAGAGGAAGCAAUUAAAUCAUCAGUGACUGUUGACAACAGGCGCUCUUUCCUUGAAAAUGGUCCUGCUGUUGUUGUCAUCAUACAUGUUAAAAAUGUGCGCUUCCUGCUUUAGGAGGUGAAGGCCCUUCAUGAAGAGUGUAUUCAGGAGGAAAGCCGCUAUCAUCACAUCAACUGCAUGAAAAAGGUCGGUCUGAAAAAGGUUCUUUUGUAGUCGUUCAGUAAGAUGAUGCUGCUUCCAUGGGAAGGGCAGUUGAUAUCUAAAUUCAGGUGUUUCUUCUUAGAUCCUAGAAGUCAGCCUUCAGCGCGCCAAAGACGAGAUGAAGCUGUAUGUUUCUUCAGAUAUGCAGGAAAGAAGAAAGGCAAUCAGGUAUUUACUCAUUUUCUUACAUUUAUAUCCUGCCUUCCUUCAACCUGGAACCCAAGGCAUCACACACAUGCUCCCCAGGAACAUCCCAAGUACUGGUCAGUCCCAGACAUGCUUAGCUGCAGCAAGAGGUUGGGCUCACUAGUGCCUUAAGACCAUUCCCUGGAAACCAAGCCUGAUGAGGAAUGGUUGAGGGAACUGAGUGUGCUUAGCCUGGUAAAGAGGAGACUGAGAGGAGAGAGGAGAGCCAUCUUCAAAUACCUCAAAGGCUGUCACAGUGGUGCUAGCUUGCCCCCACGGCUGUGGGUGCCUGGGGACGCUAAGUCAGCCCACCCACUGGCGCAUGCACACUACAUCAGCUACAUUGGUGUGCUGACAUCACUCACGCACAUAGUGGCAGCCUUAUGACGUGUGCACAUGCUCCCACAGCAUGCACACGGCCCCCACCACAUUUUGUAGGUGCCCUGCCCCCCCCAUUUAAAAUGUUGUGGGGGGCUAGGGCACUCAUGGCCCCAGGGAGUUGACGUGCCUGGGCUGCCACAUGGAAGAGGGAGCAAGCUUGUUUUCUGCUGCUCCAGAGGGCAGGACCCAAACCAAUGGAUUCCAGUGACAAGAAAGGUUAUUAAGACUCAACAAGAGGAAGAACUUUCAGACAGUAAGAGCUGUUCAACAGGGGAAUGGACUCCUUUGGGAGGUGGUGGACUCCCCUUCCUUGGAGGUUUUUAAGCAGAGGUUGGGUGGCCAUCUGUCACAGAUGCUUUAGCCGAGAUUCCUGCAUUGCAGGGGGGUGGACUAGAUGACCCUUGGUUCCUCUUCCUACUAUACAAUUCUAUGAUUCUAUGAUAUACUUGGGACUGUGAUUUAAUUCCAAACAAUUUUUCAGAAAUGGAGGUGUAAUUUAGUCUUGAACUAGAAGAAACUGAGCAUGUUAAGUUUUUGUGGAAUUCUUUGUUCCCUCUGCUUAACAGUCUCAGCAGUGACACUUCUUGUUUGCUGUGGCUCCAUUUAGGAUUCUCUCUAUAGGAAAACAGGACUGCACACACACACACACACACACACACACACACACACACACAGAGUUCAUUGAAGAACAAAAUACUGUUUAUGUCGCCUGUUGAUCUCAUGAGUCUCCAUUUAUGGUGGUUAAAUUGGGGAGCAGCCAGGAACAGAUAACAAACCCCUUGCAAAUAUAUGGAGAGAUGUAAUCCCUGUCAGUGGAGGAAAGAAGUUGAAUGCUGAGCAAAGAACUAGUAGGAAUAGUAAAGCUAAAGUGGAAAUGAGAGGACAGUUGCAGUGGAAGUUAGUGGGUGAACACCGAGAGCGUUUCUCUACUCAGUGGUUUUUGUUCUCAGUCUGUCUGCUGUAACCUACUUCUCAGACCUUGGUGUGCUAUGGUGGCUACUUCACAAACUUUGUAUGUACUGUAUUUAGAAUUCCAAGCUUAUUGGGGCCACUGUGCUUUGCCUGGCAUGUCCAGUGGGUGUCCAGUGCUCAUCCCAUCCAGUCCUAAGAGGCCACAGAGUUUAUGCUGUUCAGUCUUCUUCCUGCCCAAGUCACUCACUUGUCUGUUCCCCAUGCUGCAGACAGGGGCAGUUCUGGGAGCACCAAGAGCUAUGAAGAGGCACAUCAGGAUGCCCAUCUGUCAUGGAGGGGGGGGGAUGUUCAUUUUCCAGGUGUCUUCUGGGUCUGCCUCCUGCACUUUUGCUUUUUGACUGCACAGUAAAAUACAGGGUGCUUCUGGGUGAGUUACUCUUCUGAAUGUCCAUUUGCUACUCCCUGUGGAGAAAAAAAACAAACCAGGAGAGUGCAAAUUCUCUUGGAAAUAAGCAGAGCCUUUGAUAGGCAGAAAUUCAAUAAGUGCAGGAUGGAAAGAGAAGGCAGAUUUCUAGAAAUCCUUUCAGGGCUGAAUGUCUCUUCUUGCGAGCACUGGAAUGUAAACUGAGCUCAAACAAUCCAUAAGCAGAACCUCAGUUUACUAAUGAACCAAAAAUGCCCUAAUUCUGAUCCCCAUCCUCUGUUCCAUGGAGUCAGUACCGAGGAAUGUGAAAAGUUAAUUUUGUUCUCUAAAAAUAGUUUUAACUUUCAAAAUUAAGUUGCAUUCUUUCCAGACAUCAUUAUAAAUAGCAAAAAAAACAACCACCAACCCUUCCCCCCCCCCCGACAUUCAGAGGUUUAGUUUUCUGUUGUCUGUUUUUUCUCCUUCCAAGUCUUGGGACUAAAGAGCAAUUGGUGAACCUAAAGUGAUGGGGAAGGAUGUCAAUAGAUGUGCAUUCUCUUGGGGGCAAUUGAGGUCGUCUUGGCCCUGGCACAAAUUACAGCAGCUGCAUGCAGGUUAUGAGAAAGAUGGAUAGCCCGGGCUGCAAGAGUAAACCUGUUCCAGGCGCAAAUCCCAUUUCCCCAUAGGACAUGCAAUAUAUGGGGUGGGAAUGUGUAAAUGGCUGGCACAGGCCCUGGAGACAAGAGCAAGUUCCCAGUAGUCUUGGCUGGGGUGGGGGGAGCAAAGGAGGAAUCCUAUCCUGCCUUCCCCAGUGGAAAGCUACAACACCCGUCUAAGAGGAUUUAUAGUUCUUAAGAUUCCCAGCUGGAAGAAUUUUCUGUCCCAGGCUUCCAGUCCUUGGAUCAGCCCCCUUUUAGUCAACUGUUAAACUGUCAUUUUGCUCAGAUGACAGAGCCAAGAGUUGCAAUGAUUUCAGUGAAGUCAAAGGAUCAUUUUAGGCUGCUGAGGUAGGAGGGUUCAAGUUUGUUGUUUUUCUAUCAUCCACUGAAUUCCUUUGGGGUUUUCAGCUUAUCUUGAUGACUCACAGAUUUAUAGAAGCUUAGAUGUGUGAAACCAGUGUCCUUCAGGGCAUAGUCUCGUAGGCUUUACAUGCAGGACACUCAUCUCCAAAUGCCCCUUGGCCAUAUAACUCUCUGCCAGGCUUCGGAAAAUUCAUUCCUAGUCAGUGUAAUCUACCUUAUAAGAUGGUGACAAAUAGAACGUAAUAGGUUUUUAUCACUUUCCUAGACCCUUGAAAUAAGACAGGAAAGAUAUACAACAAAUAUGUGUUUUAACAGUAAAAAAUAAUAAUAAUGAAUCAUCUACUCAAGAGUCCAUUGGAAUUGUGAAUAAAAAGCCUCAGACCCUCACCUGCAACAUGGGUAUAAUGAUAUGGAGCUGCCUUACAGGGCUGCUGUAAAUUUGACUGGCACACAAAGUAAGUACUACUUUGAACACUCUAAAAGUGCUGGGGUGUAUGGGGUGUUACGGGCGGGACAGUACCUCUGGUGGGGGACACAUCAUGCUCCUUCUGCGGCAGUUUGUCCGCCAUUGGUCCCCACCCUGCAUUCAGCUCUCACCUGUGGCUCCUAGAAGCUGUCAGCAUAUGACAGUAGCCACAAUUCCAGGAAACGACUUCAACUGGCCAGCAGAACCAGGUAAGGGUAACCAAUGGCUCUCAAACCCUCACUGAGUCAGGAACUUCCCCUGCAUGUGAAGACAGGCUCUGGCAGAUUCAGUGGAUGAGGCCAAUAGUAGGUUUAACAGCAAGAAGGCAGUUUAUGCACGUGCUGUAGAGGGAAAUGAGGGGCAGAUAGGAGAAGGAAAACUCUGAUCCUAGACUUCCACUGCAUUGGAGCUACACACAACUGUGAGAAAGGCUUUGAGAGUAAACUCCAAGGAAAAAUCCAUACCUGCUGCCUUGCAGGACAUCUUUGGAAGAAGAAAGGGUUAAGGAGUAAACCCUACACAAAUCUGGAGUGGAGUCCCUAAAACAGUUGGAUGGUGCCUUCCAUCAACUCCUGCAGCCAAGCUGGUGUUGAACAUAUUGCUCUACUUUCCUUUGGACCACAUCAGUGGAGCCAAGAGUGGGGGUCUUGUCGCCUAGCAGCCCAGGACCUCCAUACACGCUGCCCAGGCUUGCUCCCCAGAGAGGAGCAGUCACGAGUUACUGGUCUCUGCAGCCACAGCAGGUGCCGUGAUUCUCCAACAUUUUGACUUCACAUCCACAGGUUUUUUGUAAAUAAUGUGUAUGUGUGUAUGUAUGUGUUUAUUUUAUUUUCUUCUUUAGGGAACAAUAUACUCGGAUGAUCACAGAACAAGAAAACCUUGGAAAGGUAAUAAUAGGUUAUUAUUUUUAAAAAUAUUCCCCUUCAGUUUUAGAAAAUGCUACAUUUCAUGCCUGUCAUUAGUUUAUUCUGGUCCUUAUGCACAGCCUCCAAAAAACCAUUCUGUUGCAGCUCGGAGAAAUUGGCUUCUCAAAAUAAAAUAGAGAAACAAUUCUGAAGUCAGUUUCCUAUAGAUAAUGCUUAAGCUGCUUGACUAUCUUUUACAAACAGCACAUUCCCCAGGAACCCCAGGGAUAAGAUAUUGUAAUGCAGGCGACACUUUGCUAGAUCAAAUUUGAAGUGGUAUAUACAGAAACUGGCUGAAGAUGAUACAUUUCCCAGCUGUUGUCCUUGGUGUUUUUAUAGAAAGUAACUGAAGUGCUUUUGAGAUAGCUGCGUUGACUAAGACCCUUGCUGAGUUCUGUACAUUUUUAAUCGUCUUCUGUAAAGUUCAGAAUUGCACAAAUAAUUCCUUUUUCUUAACUUCUUUCUUUAACGUUUCCCUUAUAAAUUCAGUUAUGCAAGUGUUAUACUUUUAAGGACAGAAUUCCUUGUAAAGAUUAAUUUCAUUUUUUUCUUUAUGUUCUAGAGUUAGUCUGGUGUGGUGGUGAGAGGGUCAGAGUAGGACAUGGGAGGCUUUAAAACCCAACUCAGCCAUGAAGCUCACUAGGAUGACCAGUCACUGUCUUUCAGCCUAACCUCUUCCUUACAGGGUUGUUGUGGGGAUUAAAUGGGGGGGGACCAUGUGUGCCACCUGGAGCUCCUUGGAGGAAAAGGUGUGGUAUAAAUGAGGUUAGAAUCAUAGAAUCAUAGAGUUGGAAGAGACCACAAGGGCCAUCGAGUCCAACCCCCUGCCAAGCAGGAAACACCAUCAGAGCACUCCUGACAUAUGGUUGUCAAGCCUCUGCUUAAAGACCUCCAAAGAAGGAGACUCCACCACACUCCUUGGCAGCAAAUUCCACUGUCGAACAGUUCUUACUGUCAGGAAGUUCUUCCUAAUGUUUAGGUGGAAUCUUCUUUCUUGUAGUUUGGAUCCAUUGCUCCGUGUCUGCUUCUCUGGAGCAGCAGAAAACAACCUUUCUCCCUCCUCUAUGUGACAUCCUUUUAUAUAUUUGAACAUGGCUAUCAUAUCACCCCUUAACCUCCUCUUCUCCAGGCUAAACAUGCCCAGCUCCCUUAGCCGUUCCUCAUAAGGCAUCGUUUCCAGGCCUUUGACCAUUUUGGUUGCCCUCCUCUGGACACGUUCCAGUUUGUCAGUGUCCUUCUUGAACUGUGGUGCCCAGAACUGGACACAGUACUCCAGGUGAGGUCUGACCAGAGCAGAAUACAGUGGCACUAUUACUUCCCUUGAUCUAGAUGCUAUACUCCUAUUGAUGCAGCCCAGAAUUGCAUUGGCUUUUUAGCUGCCGCGUCACACUGUUGGCUCAUGUCAAGUUUGUGGUCAACCAAGACUCCUAGAUCCUUUUCACAUGUACUGCUCUCAAGCCAGGUGUCCCCCAUCUUGUAUUUGUGCCUCUCAUUUUUUUGCCCAAGUGCAAUACUUUACAUUUCUCCCUGUUCAAAUUCAUCUUGUUUGUUUUGGCCCAGUUCUCUAAUCUGUCAAGGUCGUUUUGAAGUGUGAUCCUGUCCUCUGGGGUGUUAGCCACCCCUCCCAGUUUGGUGUCAUCUGCAAAUUUGAUCAGGAUGCCCUUGAGUCCAUCAUCCAAGUCGUUGAUAAAUAUGUUGAAUAAGACUGGGCCCAAGACAGAACCCUGUGGCACCCCACUAGUCACUCUUCUCCAGGAUGAAGAGGAACCAUUGAUGAGCACCCUUUGGGUUCGGUCAGUCAGCCAGUUACAAAUCCACUGAGUGGUAGCAUAGUCAAGACCGCAUUUUACCAGCUUCUUUACAAGAAUAUCAUGGGGCACCUUGUCAAAUGCCUUGCUGAAAUCAAGGUAGGCUACAUCCACUGCGUUCCCUUCAUCUACCAGGCUUGUAAUUCUGUCAUCAAUGUUGAUCAGGUUAGUCUGACAUGACUUAUUUUUCAGAAAUCCAUGCUGACUAUUGGUGAUCACAGCAUUCCUUUCUAGGUGCUCACAGACUGUUUGCUUAAUGAUCUGCUCCAGAAUCUUCCCUGGUAUUGAUGUCAGACUGACUGGGCGGUAAUUAUUUGGGUCCUCUCUUUUCCCCUUUUUGAAAAUAGGGACAACAUUUGCCCUCCUCCAGUCUGCCGGGACUUCGCCUGUUCUCCAGGAAUUCUCAAAGAUGACUGCCAGUGGUUCUGAGAUCACAUCUGCCAGUUCUUUUAAUACUCUUGGAUGCAGUUCAUCUGGCCCUGGAGACUUGAAUACAUCUAAACUAGCCAAGUAUUCUUCUACUAUCUCCUUAGUUAUUCUGGGCUGUGUUUCCUUUGCUGAAUCAUUUGCUCCAAAUUCUUCAGGUCGGGCAUUGUUUUCUUUAUCGGAGAAGACUGAGGCAAAGAAGGCAUUGAGGAGUUCGGCCCUUUCUGUGUCCCCUGUUUGCAUUUCACCAUCUUCUCCUCUGAGUGUUGUUGUUGUUGUUAUUCAUUCCAGAUUACAAAGCAGACUACAGAGCAGUGACUAAUAUGUUUGUAGUCCUGAUAACAGUUCAUUUUGAAUUGCCUUUUAACCCUGUUUUAGAUCUUCUUUGCAGAAUUGUCAUCAAAAAUUGUCUUCUAUUAUUUCAACAUACACAAAACACACACAUAAAACAUACAUAAAACACUUAAUCUAUGUGUUUUUUUAGUGCUAAGCAUGGAGCUCAGAUUUAGGGGACAGGCUGUAGCUCACAGGCUGAGCACUCUGCAUAUGCAUGCUGAGUUCUGCCCCAACAGUGGCUGCCCCAGUCAAUUCAGGAUCUUGUAAUGCCACGCAGACAAAGUAGCAGCAAUUGAAUUAUUAUUAUUAUUAAUAUCCCACCCGUCUGGCUGGGUUUCCCCAGCUUCUCUGGACAGCUUACAGCAUAUAUAAAAACAUAAUAAAGCAUCAAACAUUAAAAACUUCCCUAAACAUUAAAGGGAAUAAAAUAAGGUUAGAAUGUGUUAAGAUAAUUAUAGGAUAGAAAACAGAGGAAGAUGGAAAGGAAUUGCUGAAAUAAUUAAUUGAUGUGGAAUACAAAAAGGGAGGUGUGAGGAAGUCGUGGAAAUAAGCGAAUGAAAGAUAUGACAUUGAAAUUGUUUAAAAUGGUCUUUGUUUUGUUUUAUUUGUCUUGCAUUGUAUUGUGUUGUUUUUUGUUUUUUGUUUCUUUUUGCUUCUUUGCUUUGUUUAACUCUUUUUCUUUUUUUUGUAACUUUUAAACUCUUAAUAAAUAUAUAUUUUUUUAAAAAAAAAAAACUUCCCUAAACAGGGCUGCCUUCAAAUGUCUUCUAAAAGUUGUGUAGUUGUUUAUUUCCUUGACAUCUGAAGGGAGGGUGCCACUACUGAGAAGGCCCUCUGCCUGGUUCCCUGUAACUUCAGUUCUCGCAGUGAGGGAACCACCAGAAGGCCCUUGAAGGAGGACCUCAGUGUCCGGGCUGGACGAUGGAAUGGAGAUGCUCCUUUGGGUGUACUGGGUCGAGGCCAGGAUCUCUUGUUCAGAGAAAUAAAUGUUUGUGCCCCACUGUGAGGUAACUGUUGUAACUCUGAAACAUUUCUUGGAAUGAUUUUGACUGUUCUUUUGAGUAACAGAAACUGCGAGAGAAGCAGAAGAGUGUGCGGGAAAGCCAUGGUCCAAAUCUGAAGCAAGUGAAAAUGUGGCGAGAUUUCCAGCUGCUCAUGGAGUGCAAGAAGGAAUGUUUCCUCAAGCAGCAAAACCAAGCAUCCAUUGGCCAGGUGAUUCAGGAAGGAGGAGAGGACCGGCUGGUCUUGUGAAUCAAGCUGUUUGGUAUCCCAGGCAUACUGAGCAUCAGUUCUCUUGUGAAAAUUGGUCUAGUUCUACAACUGUUUUUACAACAGUUAGAUUUCUGAUUGCUGUUGUUCAGGGGCUCAGCUGCUGUUCAGCUACAACGGCUGCUUGGAAAAGUCCCAGCCUAAAUAGAAUGGCAAUGGUUUCCCAGUUUGACUGGGAGCCUUUUUGGCCGCUCCUUGUAUUAAAGAGAGAAAAUAACUCUCAUUCUACAGUUCUGCAGAUGCAAAGUUGCUCUAUCACUUGGAGGCCAGUUUAAGCAGUGGGACGGGCUCCGUGUUCAAUUACUGCAUUGAAAUGGGCUUACGUGCAAAGGUCUAGUCCAUGUGUUGAGCUGAAGGCUGGCUGUUUUCACAGAGAAACCAAGAUAAAUGAUACUCCCUCCCCAGGCCCAAAAAAGUUGGAAGUUCUAAUUCUGCAGCUUCUACAGCCAAGCAGCAGGAUAUACUGUGACACAGAGCCAAACUGGCUUGCAAGAAGUCCACUCACCCCACUUAGUCAUGCCCAAACCUGGCAUAUUGCUUCCUCUUGGUACUGGGGAAAGGAUGCUGAUUUAUCUUCCAAGGGCAGAGCAGGGCUUACAUUCUCAGCACGUUUCUUAAACAUGCAUUUUUUGCAUCAAAGUAUGUGCAGGCCUAUAACUUCAUCGGGUGUCAUCUUUAAAUGGCCACUCCCCCUGGAGAGCUGCAGUGGAGUAUAGAAGCAACAGGCAAAGCUUGCUUUGGGGAAGCAAAGUGUGGCCAGUUGAUACAAGAGCCAUUAGACUUCUCCCUUGAGAUAAGCAAAGGGUGUGUAAAGAAAAUUUACUAGUUGGACUAAAACUAGUAAAUUUAGUCCUUGGACUAAAACUGAGGUGCAGGAACUUCCAGAAGUUUCCUUCCUUCCCUUAGGCCUUUGACCUAUAGUCAUUUAGAAACAUAUGAAAAGUAGUUAUUCUAACCUUUUCUAGCUUUGUUAGAACAAUGGCAUUUUAACAUUCCCUGUAGCUUUCUGCUCUCUGCCUAUUUUUUCCUGGUUGAUAUUAAAUUAAUGUAUUUCAUUAAUGUAGCCACAGAGACAAUAAAGUCUAUCAUUCACAUUGUUAUUCUUCUGUACGCUUGUUCAGUUCCCCAUUGUCCAUACUUAAUAAAGAACAGGAGUUU
Messenger RNA from Podarcis lilfordi (Lilford's wall lizard), 51454 nucleotides. NCBI's taxonomy places the organism in Eukaryota, Metazoa, Chordata, Lepidosauria, Squamata, Lacertidae. The record is from the annotation of a GenBank genome assembly.